Molecule: messenger RNA, 46094 nt
Organism: Lymnaea stagnalis (great pond snail)
Lineage: Eukaryota; Metazoa; Mollusca; Gastropoda; Lymnaeidae
Source: the annotation of a GenBank genome assembly
UGCGGGAAUAUGGGUUUUCAUCAUGAAAACUCGACUUAGAUAUUUUGCAGACGCAACGGAUGUACACAAUUGUUGGUAAAAAUGUGUGACCAAUGUAGCGAAGUUUUGGUUCUCAUAAAUAACCGUAAGUAAAUUCAUUUGAUAUAUAAGUGCUUUUGUAUUAUUACCCGGUGUGUGAGGGGAAGAAGUUUAAGGGGGUGGGGGCUACAUAAACAAACUAAGACUAAAGUAAGACAUCUAAUGAAAUUUUAACUAAGAACCGACCAAGUCGCCUCAAGUAACAUUAACAUUAAAUCUGAAACUAAAAAUUAAAACUUAAAUGGUAAAAGAAGCUUAGACUUAGAGAUACAAGACAAGCUAUUUAGGAGUAUGAAUCUAUGAAUUUAGUAUCCUUGUCAAAUGUUGUGUUAGACCAAAGCCAAAGGCCAAGGACUACUAAAAUUCAUAUAAAUUAUAAACUUGUCUUGUAUCUGGAUUUCACAUUUCUGGAAAUGGAAAGCUCAAAUCAAAUUAAUAAUACUAAUAAUGAUGGUGAGUAUAUGUGAUUCCAAUUGUUCACUUAUUGUUAAAUCAAAGCAAUUUUUAAUUUUAUACUUUAAUUUGGGUAUUUGACGAGACUGUAGAACUGAGUAUAGAAAAAGUCGAGGCUAAUGUCCAUGCAUGGUGCACUACUUUGAAUUUCUGUGUAGGAUUCUCUCCCUGUCAUCUUUUGUUUAUUCUUGGAUUGUUACUAGAGUUGACUGUACAUUUCAUGUUUUCGCCCUAUUCCACCAUGGCCGCCAUCUUCAUUGUUAUGACGGCAAGUGUCAUGAUUACCAAGAUGGUGGCAGUGUAAAAAUAGAAAUAUUGCAAACAUGUCCGCUAAAAUGGUGAGGGGAAAGAGAGUGAAUUUGCUGAUUUAGCUACUUACCAAGGAACGAAAAUAGGAAGAAAAACAUUAUAAAUUUAAUGUUCGCCCCCUUUCCUGGUGUAAUUUUAGCCAGUACAUUAAUUUCGAUAAUUUCGUGGCAAACAUAGCGACUUUAUUGUAUCCCUCUAGAUCAGUGGUUGGCAAAUCACGGCUAUUGCGACCUGAGUGAGGUUCGAUUGAAGAUAAUUGUCAAAAAAAUAUUUAAUUAAUUUUUAACAUUUGUCCUUAUUUUGGUUUCUCUUGGUUAGCAGCUAAAACAACACAUUAUCUCUCUUUCCCCUUCCCAUUCUAGCAGACGAUUGUUUGCACUACUUUUUUCUUUUUUUUUUUUUACAUGGCCACCAUCUUGGUUACCUUUACUCGUCUGCCAUUAUGGCAAACAAGAUGAUGGCAGUGGGAAAUAAUUGAUGGCAAACAUGAAUUUACCAAAGUCUAGUAGUAAGUUACUAGGUCUAUAUUUACAUUUGUAUAUCAACUAGGGCCACAAAGGAAACUGGAAAAAUCAAACAUCUUUUUUAAGCUAUUCCUAAAUUUAACUGGCUAUUUUAAAUUCUAAAUAACCGUUGGCGUAGGCCUCAACAGUGAACUUGUGUUAGUAGUUACUGGUACUAGUCAGUAAUAGUCACUAUUAGUAAGAAGUGCUACUUGACGAGGGGAGAAUCCUCGAUAUUAAAGUUAUUUAUUUUAUGAAAGUAGUCCAGAUUUGAGUGUGAAAAGUGUCUGAAAGGCAUUUGAAUUUGUGUGAGCAACAGGGAUGAGUGUAAGUCAAGCCUGCACAACUCAAAAUGUAAGGCAGACCGUAAUACUUUAUGAAAAAUUUGUGCCGGCCGAAAGAAAAUAGAACAGUUGGAAAAGCUAUUAAUAAUUUAGAAAAUAAUGGUUGCAAAAAAGAAUAUUUCGUUACUUCACACGCCGCAUGUUGUGCAGGCCUUUUGUAAGUAGUGCAGGAGAGAGCAUGUGUGAGUAUGAAGGCUCAACAUGGCUAUGUUGACAGUGAUUGUGAUCCUUUUUGUCUAUGUAGUUCUCUGGCUAUGCUUUUUAGAGGAACUCUGAUAACUAAUGGGAAAACUUGUGUUAGAUUAGAAUUAAGUCUUCGUGUAAUAAAAGUUUUAUAACUAAUAAUUAGAAAGGAUUUUGUGUCAAUGUGUUAUUGUGUAUGAGGGUAAGAGCUUCAUGUCAUACCCUAGGCCAGUGGUUCUCAACCUAUUGUACAGAUACCCCUUGGGGAUAUGUAAAAUUAUAUUGAUAUAGGAGGAAAAUGACCAAAAAGAUUUUUUACACUUGUUCAUUUUCAAGAAGCUAUAUUUCAUCUAAUCUAAUGAAAGUAGUAAAUUCAUACAGUUUGGCUUCUCUUCAUGCAGCACUGUCUAUUCUGCACUGUUUGUUUCCCUUUAAACUCAUAAUCCAAUAAGAUUUAAAACUUAUUAUUGAUUUGAAAACCAGAUUUUAAUUAUGUUCAAUGUCCAAAAGUUUCUCACUGCAGUUCACAUUGACAUUGAAUAUUUCUAAAAAGCAUUUCAUUUAUUGUUUAAAAUAAAAGGCUAUUUCUUUCCCUGUUUCACACUAAUACCUAUAACCACUGGUUUGUGACAUGAACUUCCCAGUGCAUCAUUCAUAUUUGCAUUAUGUACACAAAGGGUGUACUUAAAAUCAUCAAAUAGUUAUAUAGACACAAUCACACAAACGUCAACCAGGAAUUUUUGUAGGAUUCCAAAGUGGCAGCCAUAAAAAAAAUAUAAUUGAACAGUUUACUUAUUUUGGGAGUAAACAUUUUUCAUUAAAAAACUUUAUUAGAACUAUAUUCUAUCAUACAGAUCUAUUAUUUUAGGACUUGUAAAGAGAGUAUUGCAGUAUGGAAAUCUAAAUUGGUUUGAUAUCCUUAAACUCAAUCACAUAUAUUGUCCUGUUUUGGGUUGGGAGAAAUUGUCAUAUCCACCACCCAAAUUAUAGCCGUAAUAUAGUCAUUAAGAAAAUGAUCCAAUUGGAUGUUUUCAUUCCAUUUCUUCUCCACUGUUGGAAUGAUGAAAAUUGCAUACUGUACAAGCUAAAUUUUACUAAAUAAUAAAUAAAAAAAACUUUCACUCACUGUAUGGUUUUAGAUUUUGUUGGAAUUACUGUUUGAAAUUUAUCUGCAUAGGAGAAAAUGCUGAUUUUUAAAAAUAAUUCUUAUAACACUAUCCAAAUUGCUUUUGAAGCACUUGAAAGACGAUAAAGCGCUGACAGGCUUAAGAAUUACAAUCAACACAAUUUUAUUAAAAUUAGCAAGCAAAAGCAACAAGCAAGUUGGCACCACUGUUUCAGGGUUCUCUCUGAAUUGUGAUUAUUGCUCUGCAUGAAAGUGAAUGAGUUAUUAAAUAAUUAACAGCUCACUACUUACAUUUUUAAAAAAUCACAGAUCACACUAUAUUUUACAGAUCACAGUCGCCACGUGUCAGGUGGCUCAUCACAACUGACAAGAUCUGAAGUGGAAACUUUCAUUAGAUAUGCCAUUUCUUGGAAUAACAAGUAAGUGCUUUCAAUAUGUCCUGAAAUUAUUUUACAAUUUGCACAAUAUUUUGUUCCCCCUUUCCCUUCCAAUUUUGAUUUACUCCUGCCAUUAGUAAAUCUGUUGAAUUUUUUUCCACAAUUUUAGAAGAUGCCUGUGCAUAUACAAGGACUUCAAAAAUUUUGACAAGCUUACCAACCUAGUUCAAGUAAUCCUUAACAUGGGAAUGGAGCUAAUACAGUCCUUGCCUGAAAUACUUCCUCACAAACUUAAAGCCAAAGUUGCGGAAGCUGCCAGAAAAGAACGGACACAGUCCCAGUCUUCUGUUCAUGAAGACGUAGCUAGGAGAAGCAGUGAGUCUGCCAGUGAUGAGACUAAAGCUGGGGAUGAUGAGGCUAAAGAUGAAUCUUUGCUAGACCUUGAUGUUGAUAACAUUUGGAGUGAGUGGAGCAUCGAAGAACUGAAGCGCAUGCUGGAUUUUCAGACCCAGCUGUUUCUUUCCAACUUUGCUGUUUAUGUGGCACAUAAAGUGAUGACAGCUCACAAUAUGGAGGUACAGUAUUUUAAAUUAUUUUUAGUUUUAAUGAUGCUUGUGUGUUUUAAUUCUAUCAAAUACAUAAGCAAGACAAGCAAAAGCAAGAUAAUAUCUAUUCUUGUACAAUAUGCAUCUAAAUUUGAAGUAAACAUUUAUCUUAAGUUGUCAAGUCAAUAUUAUGUCUUUGUUUUUUUUAGGUGAAUGCUAAAGUAUUAUCGUUGUUUUAAUUAAUUGAAAUAGUUCAAAUUGAACCGCUAUAUACUUCAGCUUGACUAAAUGCCCACAUGAAAGAGCCUUGUUUAUUAUAUAGUCAUGAUAUUGAUAUAUUCAUUAUUAUUUUGUAUAGCUAGUUUAUUUUAAUGUCUUGAAAUUUAACUUACAGGAAUUGUCUUCAGCUGAGACCACAGCCUUACAUAACUAUUGUGAGAUUAAUGUAAGUGGUUUAAAGAAAAUUUUUAUUCAUCUAAAAUUUAAAUACAAUUAUUUGCUUGACAGAUUGGGGUUCUUGUCAUAUUUGCUAAGGGAGUGGUUUGAAGUCUUUGAUGAUUAAAUAAUGUUUUGCUUCUUUCAAAACUAAAGUACACAUGUUAACAACUUGAAUAAGGUGUUUGGGUGGUCGAGUUAGAGAGAUAAGGAUUAGCAUCACAUUGCCAGAACCAUUUGCAUGUCUUCUCUCAAAAAAAAAAAAAAAAAAUUUAAAAAUCAAAGCAGGAGAAAACAAAAAAAAAUCCUUGUGUGGCUGAUAACAAAAAAAUAUUUAAGAAAAAUUCAAAAACGUGAAUGUAAAAAAAAAAAAAAAGAAAAAAAAACUUUAAAAAGGUGUUUGGGUGGUCGAAUUAAAAAAAAAAGGAUUAGAAACACAUUGCCAAAACCAUUUGCAUGUCUUCUCUAAAAAAAAAAAAAAAAAAAUUUAAAAAUCAGAGCAGGAGAAAACCAAGAAAAAUCCUUGUGUGGCUGAUAACAAAAAAAUAUUUAAGCAAAAUGCAAAAACGUGCAUGUAAAAAAAAAAAAAAAUGCAACUACCUUAUUACAUCCUUUUUUGAAAUAUUUUUCCAGGAUAUGGAUGCACCGUUGUUACUUCUUCGAAACAUCUGUUUCUUCAUUGACAGUAAUGGAGUUGGGGCAAUGAUUCAAUGUUUUGAGAAGGCCAACAACAAAAAUGUUCCUCUCAUUUUUGCUCACACUCUUAUCACUAUAAUACAAAAUGUGAGUGGGUGUUCUGACAGUUAUGUCCAUAGAAUUUUAAGUAUACAUCAAUGGUAAUUUUCUGCAUUUUAAAUAACAACCUUGUAGAAAUUGAUAUUUCAUAGACUAUCAUCUUCUUACAUUCCCAGCUGAGGAUGUGGGUAAACACUCCUACGAUAAUGACAUGCAUCCUGCCUCUUCGAUCCCCUAUCAUACGCUAUAUGUGUACACUGUCAGAGGCUGAUAUGAGAGCUGCUGCUGCUCACAACACAAUGGAGCUCAUGUGGCAAGCCAUCAAAGAACCUGUUGACUCACAGAUGACUUUUGAUCGAGAGGUUAUGGCGCUUGUAUACAAAUGUUUUACCAGCACCACAUUGACUAUCCGUUUAGGGAGCAUUUGUCAAAUUAGUGUAAGUUUUAUAAAUUAAAAUUUUCUCUUGUAUUUUAAUAAUUAACAUUUGCUUUUAAAAUGUUCUCCAUCAGUCUUGAAACCUAAAAAAAUUAUUCAAUUUAAUAAAAACUUGAAUAAAUAUGCUUAUUACUUGUAAGGAUAGUUUUUUGUACAUAAAUUUAAUGCUUAAUUUUACCAAACAUUUUUUCUUAUCCUGUAGACUCUGAUCAAUACUUACAAUGAUAAUAUCACAAAUGAGUCGAUGAUUGAUGUGGAAAAGUAAGUUUUAAUUUACUAAAUCAAGCAUAUAUUUUAAAAUUGCUAGUUGAUUUUUAUUUUGUAUUUUUCUUUUCCUGCAUUGGGAUUUUUUUGUAAUUUCAAAUGGAUAGCUUACAAAAAGAAUAUACAUAUGAUUGAGAUGAUGACUCUAAUGUGCCUAGUCCUAAAAUAAUCCUUCUAAGUAUGAGUAAAUAGUAUAAGUUCUUUUCGUGCCAUCCAUUUUAUUGAGCAGGCACUAAUUCUUAAUUUUGUCCUUUUAUAUCUCACAGUUUUGGAGAAGAAAUGGCAAGAUGGUUGCUAGAGAAUAAAAUAGUGGAACAAAUAUUUGGACCAAACUUACAUAUAGAGGUUUGUUGUCAAUGAUACAAUUUACCUAAAAAUUUCCUCUUGAUAUCUUUGAAUAGAACUGAUUUGACAUAAGUUUGAAUUAAUAGGUAUUUUCUUUAUGUAUUUUAUUUGACUUCAGUUGUUGGUGGCAGACAACAUUACUUUAGUAUAACAUAUCCAUGUUAUAUAUAUAUUUAGUACUGAGAAUGAGAACCUUACUUUAUAUUUCAGAUCAUCAAACAAAGUCAGAUAAUUCUGAACUUUUUAGGAGCUGAGGGCAAAAUCAACAAUCAACAUUUGGAUUGCAUUUGGGCAGCAGCACAGGUAUGUUAUUGAUUGGUCUUCUCUAUCUUUAUGUUAAUAUGUUAACAGCACAUGUAUUUUAUGGAUUGGUGUCUAUUCCAUUGUCAUGCUAAUAUCUGAUUAUUUUCUAUUACUUUACAAUGUUAACAAAUAAAGAAAAGUUUCUCAUUUUUUCUGAAGUCUAAUUUCUUUUAAUCACUUGCACAAUUAUAUUUAAAUUGAAAGUGUAAUUACCAGUUACUUUCAGACAUUAUAAACUCUUAAAAGUAUCAAUGCCCAUGCAAGAAUAUUGCUAACUUUAUAAAAAUUUGUAUCCCUUCAGUUGAAGCACUGUGGUAAACAAGUUUAUGAAGUUUUGCUUCCUCUCAUUAAGUCAGUUGAACCAGAGCAGAACCGUCAUUUACGCCACUUGAUUGACAAGCUAGAUCCUGGUAGCUUUAAUGAAUCUGUAAGAAACUUUUAAUUGAAUUAAUCAUUUUUAGUCAACACUUUUAGGAAGUUGUUUGAAAGUAGGUAAAAAUAAGGCUUGAUAAUUGAUUACCUUGACUAGUAUAUUUUAGGCAGUGGUCAUGUUGCGGCACUUUUCUUUCUUAAAGGUGCUGUGUCUUUCAUCAAUUCUGACUCGCAGCCAGUGGCAAGCUUUUCAGGCUGAAGAAAUUCAGAAACGUAAACUUGCUUCUACAGCAGCUGUAACUGGGACAAGACGUGAGUUUUAUUUAGGUUUUUAAAAAUAGUUCUUGAUUUUUCUCUAGUGUGUUCACUGUUUUCUUAAAACAUCAAACUUUUUAGGCCUUUUGACUUUUAUGAUUAUUUAAGUUAAUCUAUAAUGGUGGAUUUUUAUUGUAAAUUUGCAUAUUGUUUUGCAUACCAGGAGCUGUUAAAACAUCAGCUGAUCAUAUGAGUAGUAGUGAGAGUGAGUCUGAUGAAGGCGGCGUUCCUCCAUCAAAGAUUCAAAGGGUGAAUAUUUAAUUUAUUAGGAUUUCAUGCGACAGAGGAUUUUUAUUUAAAGAAACAUUGAUAACUAUGUCUUUCAUAUAUUUUAAAAAUGAACGAUUAUCAUUUAUGUAAUCAAGAUGGAUAUUAAAGACCAUUCACUUCUUAUCUCUCUUGAUUACUAAAAUUUCAACAAUGACAAUCAUCUUCAUUGAGAAAUUUCUUCCAAGUGUCUCAUCAAAAUAUUCCAGCGAAUUCCAGACGUCAGUGCUGUAGCUGAUGAGCUUGUAGGGACCUUGGGAACUGAAGAUGGUAUAUGCUGUGGGGGUUGUGUACCUCGACAUACUAUCCAUCAUCUACCUCAGUCCCACCACCACCACCAACAGCACCAUCACCGCCAUGUCCACCACCAUCAUGGUCAAAGGCAGCAGCAUUUAAAUCUCCAUCACAGUGGUGUGGGCUCAGACAGUUCUAUGGAAGGUGAAUUUGAUUAGAAUUCAUUUUAAUACAGCCAUCAAAUGUCAUAAGUUAAAGCUGUGCAUAAAAUUAUAUUUAGUGGCAGAUCCAUAGAAACAUGAAAUAUUACUUUAAAUACCAUUAAAGUUAUAAAUAUUCGUUCAACUCAAAAAUUGCUUUCUAGGUCUGAGCAAACAAUUUUCUAAAAUUACUUACGAUUUUUUAGAAAAGUAUGAACUUUAAAAAAAUAAGUGUGUGUGUCGCAUUACAAAAAGUUAACUAUACAUUUUCUAUUUGAUUGCAGCUAAUACAAUUAUUUAUUGUUGUUAUUAAAAACAUAAUAUUUUAUUUCAUAUCAGGUCAGUCAGAUUUGAGUUUUGAAGAUGAUGAAGAAGAAGAGAACCCAAAGUUGAGGGCGGUAGUCCAGAGUGUCAUGGCGAGAAAUGCUCCCAAACCUGGAGAUGUGGAUGAUGGCUGUGAGUCUAGUGAAGAAGAUGGAGGGGCGGAUGUGGUGGUGAACAAAGAAGGAAUCCCCUUACCUAGAUCUGUAAGAGAAAGGAUGGCUAGAAAAUCAGAUGGAUUUGGCAGAAAGCCUGAAGUGAAUGAGGUAGAGGUUGAUGCUUUAGUCGGUGUGGUUAGCACAGCUACUGAUGAGGAGGAGGAAGAUGAGGAGGAAGAUGAGGAUGAGGAAGUAAGCUCGGAUAGUGAUGGGCACCAAGAACACCACAACAAAGAGCAAGAGAGACAACUGCAGAUGGAAGCUGAGAAAGCUAUUCGUCAACAGAGGCUUACAAGACAGCUGAUGGCAUCUGGGUCUGAGGAUCAGUCCUUGGUGGAGGUGCAUGAAGUAGAUGAAGAUGAUGAAGAGGAGGAGGAUGAUGAGGAAGAGGAUGAAGAAGAAGAAAUGGAAGAUGCCAAAGGGGUAUUACCUGCUAAGGUAUGAUAAAUCUUGUCAAUUUUUUUAAAGAUAACAAGAGCGUUAUGGGUGAAAAAUUUAAACCUCUUUAUUAAACUAGCUACAUUGAAGGAAUGCAUAGUUAAAUUAUCAAAAUUGACCAUCCAAAUUUCUUGGACUGUCAUAAACAACAAUCCAUCUCAAGAAAGUGAAACCCUUCAUUCAACUCAGGAAAGCAGCCUGCAGUGUUUCAAUGUUUUCUUUAUUCAAACCUUAAAGGGGGUGCAAGGUGAGAAAUCUGCAAAAGCUAUAUAAAGUUUGAGUAUUUCUGGGUUUUGAUAUAUUUGGUUCCUAGAGUUAAUUUUGUUUUUUAAUAACUUAAAAAAAUUAUUUUAAAAAUGUUAGUAAAUAUUGUAAAAUUUUAUUUUUCUAACCCUAUAAAUGGGUAUAAAGUCAUUUUUGACAAAAAAUAGUGUUUUAACCAAUUUCGAUUGUGUACUUAGAAUCACUCAACCACCUUGUAUUUUGUAUUAAUACACAGCUGGAUUUUUACAGAUUUAGAUAAAUAAAUAUAGUUUCCUGGCAUAGCGACAGUUACAGAACCCUCUAUAGGCUUUGAAUAAUUUUCAAAAUGGUGUUUUCCUGACCUACCUAUAGGGUCUUAUUCACUAUGGUUAGACCCAACAUGCAAAUUUUAUUUUAAAUCACAAAAGAUGUCGCUUAAAAAAUUUAGAUUUUCACAUGCACCUCUGCUUAUUACAAAGUUUUGGGGUUAUGCAAAUCUGUUUUUUAAUUAUUUAUUCUCAAUUUUCAUUCAUAAGAGUAUUUUGUGACAGACCUUUGUUCUUGAUUAACAUAUUUGAUGCCUUAUUCAUUGCCCUAAUCAAACAUAGCGAACUCCAAAAAUAAAUUUUCUAGGCCCCUGUUCAUGGCAAGAGCGAUGAGAAACACAACAGCAGUAUGAGUGAUGAGGAAUGGCAGGCUAUACAUGGACUACAUGCUCAUGCUGCUGUAAGAGGUCAUGGUCACCACCAUAUAAUGCUAGAGGAGGAAGAGGAGGCUCUCAUGAGAAAUCUUUCAUCAAAGGAUCUCAAACCAGGGUUUGUUAUUUGUCGUAUGCUAAAGUAUUUUGAUUAAGGUUCAAACGAGAUAAGUAGUAUUUGAUAACAAAUGUAUUCAUAAAACUAUUAAAAUUAUUUGUGAGAAAUUACAUUUUUUGUUUUGUGGUCCAACGUAUUUUAUCCCAGAGGCAAUAUAGAUAUUUAUUGCAAGUUUUAAUAUCAUAAUAAUUUUAAUAACAUCUUGUAUUAUUAAAAAUAACACAGGAAAAAUUUAACAAAAAGGGUUUGUAUGAGCCCAUGCUUUAAAAAUGUUUUAGCAAACCAUAUUUGACACAGGACAGGGUUUGAUCUGACCUGAUUUUUUAUCAGCUAUGCAUCUGAUAUCCAGUGUUUAUGAUGAGAGUACAUGUAAAAUAUGAACCUUAGUGAUCUGUAUAGGGAUGUGUUUUGGUAGUACACAAAAGAAUGGGGCAUAUGUUUUACAAACUUUUUCAUUACUCAGCACCUAUGGACUCAGUAUCCUCAGUCCUGAUGAUGAUGAAGGAAGUUGUCACAGCUCUCGCAUUAGCAACAAGUCUGAGAAAAACAUGGCAGAUUUUGAUGGAGAAGAAGGAUUGAGUGAAGAAGAGUUAGCUCAGAUUAAUGCUCAUGUAAGAUUUAAUGCUCAUCAAGCAAGCCCACAUAUGACAGCUCUCUACCAUCCACAUAGAGGUGGGUUUUCAGCUUCUUGUAACUUUUCUUAUUUUUGUUUGCUAGAGCAUAAUGCAGAUGUAUAUCGAUUUUAGGGAAAUAGUUCAAGAGCUUUAAUAUUCAAAUUAUAUAAUUAUUCUGUAAUACUAUUUAGAAACCAUGACAAUGGUAUUUCAUGUAUUUUAGGGUGUAAUUAUUUUGUAUUGCAGGUCAUGGAGUGCGGAGACCAAGGCUCAAGCUUAAAAGUCCAGCUUCAGAUUUUUGUUUAAAUGAUGUCUGCAAACCUGGACACACAUUGCUUUGGGAUUUAGUUCAAGAUAACAUGGCUGUAAGUUGGGAUCCAAUGCCCUUAAAGACCUAUGUACUUUGGAUUUGUUAGAGCAGGGUUGGCCAACCAGCAAUUUGCAGCCCGCCCCGUCACUCAAAAUACUGUAACCAGAGGAUGCUUAAUUUGUCACAUAUAAACUUAUUUGUUCUUUAUUGAAUUGAGUUUUAUUCUGUUUUGUUGUGUGUUAAGAUAAACAUUAACAAUAGAUAAACAUUUCAAUUCAUUUAGUGGGGUUUUAUUUUAAUGUAAGGUGAAAUGACACGCAGCCCGUGAACUGUUUACUUGCUAUCAAAGUGGCUUGCGAAGCCUUAUCGGAUGACCACCCCUGGUUUAGAGCUACUGAUCAAUUAUUAAAAAUUUUAUACAUUUUUACUGUUGGAUAAUUAACUUAUUCCUGUCAGUAUUGCUACUUAAUUUAUAUUUUUGAAGUAGGUUUAAUAAAAAUAUAUCAUUAACAGUGAACAAAUAAUGAGCAAUGACCAAAAAUUUGAUUUUUGGAACCUCGGAAUAACGCAUACUAAUUGUAGACACAUCCCACGAAAGCAUAUAUGGAUUGAAAGUGAAACAAGAUAAAAACUUCAGUUUUAAAAAUAAAAAUCAAGCAGAAUCACGCCAUCACCGGAAGUCUUGAUUCAACAUUGUUUGCUAUUUUAAAAUAAAAAUGUGAGAGUUGUGUUGAUCCGUGCGGGGGUGCAUUUUGAUGCAUCCAUCGGAACGCCCCAGGACAUAUUUAGUUGCAAACAUCGGGAAUAAGUUAAUUGUAUUUUGUCUUUAAUAUUAUUAAAGAAUCUUAAUUUUUUAGCAUCUAGAUUUUGUCUUGAAUAAUUAAGACAAAAAUAGCUUUAUAAUUUUCUAAAAGGUGUAUGUAAGUAUAAAAAUUAUCAAACCCUUUAUAUUUUUAGAUUCAACUGCCAGAGGGUAUUGCAACUGAGGCAGAAAAAGUUUUAACAAACUUAUUGUGCUGUUCUAAUGACCGACAAAUCAGAACAAAAUUCAUUGAGGCAAUUAUAGAUAACCUUGCCAAAAACAAGUAAGACCCUUUUUCAGAAUAAAUGGAUUUUUGUUAAGUAAAAUAUUGAUUUAUUGAAUUUUAUAAUCCGUUUUAUAGGCUUGAAGUAAUUAUAUUUUCCAUAUAAAUCCUUCUUUAUAAUAUAAUAUUCUUGGCUUGUGACAGAGGCAUAUUUAUGUCUCACUAAAAUACAUUUUUUAAUUUCUUUGGAUUCUUUCAGAUCAGUGGUAGUUGCCUUGCGUUUAUUGACGAAGUUAUUCAGUUCUUUUAACAGCAUGAGACCAAUGGGAGGCUCAUAUAAAAUUGUUCUGUAAGUAUUAGGUCAAAUAAUACUAUUUGUUGUUUUUUUGUGUUUUUUUUAACACCAAUACACAUAUUACCAUCUUUUUUGUUGAUUUUAAAUAAAAAUUUUCAAUGUUUCAGAUGGGCGGAAAAAACUCUAGACAUGAUGACACAUUUCUUUAAUAACUUGGUUCACUUUAGUGAACAGGCAAAAGAAAGAACAACCUGGACAUCUCUGUAAGUAUAACUUACCAACCGGUCCAUCCUUAUGGCAGACCCUGCCACUAAAUAGAUUUUAAAAAAAAACUCAUCUUUUUUCUUUCCAGAAGGUCUAGAGCCUUAGGGACAUGUUUGUUGGAAAAUCCCUCCCUGGUAUUUAAGUACAUAUAGUCACCAAAAAUUUCAAGCAUAGCCACUUAAACACAUGUCCAUCUGUGAUUGAAGUUGAUAAGACCACUUUCCUUCUGGGAAUAAUGGUUUUACUUGCACAUUUUAUUAUUAUUAGUAGUGGUUUUGUGUAGCGUGAUACCCCAGCCUAAGGUAUAUAAUAAACGCUCCUUCUACUUCCAUGGGCCCACGUUCUGGAACCAGCUCCCCUUCCAUAUCCGUCAUUGUGAAACCUCGUCCAUUUUCAAAAAGUCCCUUAAAACCCAUCUGUUUAGGUCCGCCUAUGACCUGUGAUGCACCCUCCUUGCCCUGCCUCAUUUUCUGUUUCGGGUUGAUCCUGAAGUAUAGGCCAAAACGUGUCAAAGUGUCCUCGUUUUAUAGCCAUUUUCAUUGUUUCUAUAGUAUAGUAGUUACUAUCCUAGUGUCUCAUUUUUAUUUUACUUAGUUUACAUGUUUUUAAUAAUUGUAAAGCGCUUAGAGCUUUAUGGUAAGCGCUAUAUAAAAAUGCCUAAAUAAAUAAAUAAACAAAUAAAAUCAUAGGUAUGGGAGACCCAGUCGUCGACUUCAAGACUGUUUUAGAAAACACCUUUACAACAUCUAAAAAUUUCAAUAGAGCUAAUUGUAAAGGAAUAUUAGAUGUUGCAGUUACUGGUAUAUUUUAUGCGAGUAAUCAAUAAUAUACCUGAUAGAAUUUAUAUGGGGAAAAAAUUAAUUAAACGAUUUGGUACUUUGACUCCAUACGAAUAAACCAAAGUCAAAAUUUUACAUAAAAUAUUACAUAGCUGCAAUGUCUUUUUCCUGUUUAGUUUUGUAUUGUACGUCCACCAACUUUCUUUCUAUUCUUCUGAUCUUUGUUUUCAGUUAGGGAUUUGUGCCCAUUCUUAUUCUUUUUUUUUUUUUUCAUUUUUAGGCAUGGGUAGAAUAUACAUAUUAUGUAAAUUUAAUAUUAAUAUAUAAUUAUUUUAAUGUAUUAUAGUUGUACUGAUGAAGGAAUUUGUCAAAGCGUUUGAAUUUGUAUUUUGCCUAAUCAUAAGUUAUAUAGUAUUUCAUUUACAGAAAUAUUAUGUGUCUCAUUUAUCGAAUUAUAAAUUUAUAUGCAAUCAUAAAUCUCAAUAGAAAUGUUUUUCUUAUAAUUUCUUGUUCAUGUUUGUUAUGCAUUUUAAUUAUUGUGUAGUUUCUUUUCCAAUUUUUUUAGUAUUGAUUCAUUUCAAAUAAUUUCAGCCAUGGAUUUAAAGAAGAAGUCUCAGCCCGCCUGGUAUUUCUUUCCUGUGUAUUUUCUUGUCAGUACUCUCCUGAGACAUUUAGUAAGUUUCAUAUGUAAUUUUGUUUGUAUUGUGUCCUAAUAUUUAAUGUAACUUAUUGUAUACUUUGUGGUUGAAAGUACUGGUAAGUUUUAUUGGGUUUUCUAUUUAAGAUGCUUUUUAAACAAAAUUCACUAUUAGGUUUUGUAUAAAAAUGUUUGUCUGCAUUUAAAUUAAGGCACUAUCUGAUGGUUUACAGACAAAUACAUGCUGUUUGCUUUUUCUCCCUUAAUUUUUCAGCAUUCCCUAAUAUUACAUUUUUAAAUGUUCAUAAUCUAUCUCUUAAAUUGAUUGGAGUUUCACCCAAGCUGUUUAAGUAAUUUCCUAACAAUGUUAACAUUGGUAUAGAUGUUAUAAUGUAAACAUUUUUACACAAUGAAAACUCCCUUAAUUUGUAGGUAAUAUGGAAUGAAUUGAUAAAUGUUGACUUCAAAAUAUGAUUUGGUAUGAGAUAGUUGUUAAAAGUUGACUAAAAAUUGUUACAAUGUAGAUAAAAUAGGACUGUUAAAUUAUCGAAAAAUUAUAACAGUUGAAGCUGGAUGGGACUUUCUUAGUUAGGACAUGGAUAUAUGAUAACCUUAUUAGAACAUUUUUUAAUAUUUUUUAAUGAAAAAAUGAUUUUAUACUGUAUGACCCAAUUAGUACAACAAAGAAUAAUUUAUAUUUAUAUCCAUACAUAUUUUACUAUCACUGAUUAAAUAAACCAAGGGGGGGUAAUUUUUUCCCUUCUUACAUUUAUGAAAAAUAUUCAUUUUUAAAUCAAAUUUAAUGUAUAAAAGUUGAUUUUGUUAAUUAAAAUAUACUUUAAACAGACUUUAACUAAUCCAGUGUAUUAAAUUAGUUUUUUUAUUUUACCAAUACUUAAUAAAAGGACUUAAAUGUUUGACAUAUUAUAAUGCCUAAAACCAUUCAAUUCUUAUAGUUCUUUCUUGUAUGCUAUAUAUUGAAACGGUUUGCAGGUGUUUAUGAGGUCCGCUGGUUGUUGUAACCUUGAGCAAAUAAUUUGUCAUUCAUGAAACUUCUAGAACUUAUUUGACUUCAACCGACCUUGACCUCUUUUUCUUAACUUUUACAGUAGUUAAUUACAUUUCUGUAAAACAUUAUACUUUUGCUACAUUGCAAGUAAACAAACAUUUUUUUAAGACUCACUAAUGGACCUAAUUUUUGUUGUUGAUCAAAUCUAUAUUUCAGCACAAUCUUUGUCUGCCUAAUACAUUUUUCAGAAUAUUUAAAUUAUUGUCUACUGUAUAUGUGUAUAACUCUUUCCCUGCUGAAUUUCUUUUCAUAAAAAGGAUGUUCUUUGGUUUAUAAGACUAAACUUGGUAUCAAAUGAAAGAUAAUUGAAAGGGCUAUAUGUUUGUAAGCGUAUUUCUUCAGUUUAAAUAAAUUAAGUUACAGGAAAAACCAUAAAAUGUGAAAACAUUUUAUGCUAAACCAUUUUUUCCCCAAACCCUAUGAUGUACGCAUACCUCAACUUCACUUUUAUAACUCAAAUCCUCUAAAACUACUAAUAUCGGAAUCAUGCGAUGAAUCUAAAUAUAAAUCAUCUUCACUAUCAAAAGAAAUAGCAUAAAACAGUUCCAAAGCUUUUUGAGCUGUUAAUCAUCUAGGAAACUUAUUCAUCUACUAGGGGCUAGAGUAGCCAUAGCAACAGAAAAAAAAAAAAGCGAAGAAAUUCAUUAAAAUAAUGCUUCAAAUGACAACAAAUAAACCUUGGUUUCACUUAUUAACAAUGAAGUACCACUCUUCUAUGUACAAGUCUAAUUUAAAAAUAGCAAAGAAACAAACAUAACAUUGAAACAAUGACAUCGCGUUGGCCCGUGCUAUUGAGAACGGGGGAUAAACGCAGUGUGCGUUGUUCCGCAUCGAAAGAGUUAAACUUAUUUUUGAUAGACAAUAUAUAUUUUAAAAAAACUUUAAAAUGUUUAUUUUAAAAUAUAAUUAGGACUGAGUCAAGAACAAGCUGACCAACUUUGGGAGUGCCUUGCCACCAACCCUGAGAGUUGUGAAGACUGUCUCAGCUGGUUUUAUGACCAGGCCAGGGUCAAAGAGAACCAUGCCCUUGACCUGGAUACAUUGAAACAUAUAUUUAUUGUCAAGGUAACAUUUUUCCCAUUAAUAAUCACAAAGUAUGGCUUUAUUUCUCCAAUUUUAUAUAUAUUUCAUAUAUAUACAUCAAAAGUUCAUAUUUGUUUCUAACUUAAGAUGUUAUUAAUGAACUUCUGUAACCAGGUUUAAAUUUAACUUAUUUAAAAAAAUUGCUUUAGCUUUUAAAACAAAAGACCAAAAAUUAUCACAUAAAAUUCAAAGGUUCUUUCAUUUGGAAACAAUUUUGUCUUUGUAAUUUAAAUGAGUGAAAGUAAACAAUAAAAUUGAUUUUAAUUUUUUAAAAUUUCAUUGUAAUACAGAACAGCUACUUCUUGAUUAAGCUUCAUAACCAAUACACAGCACAUGAGAUGAUUAUAUUUUGUAAAUUAGUAAAGAAAAAUUUGUGACCUAAAAGAACCACAGCCUAACGCAAAGAACAAUGUUUUUAUGAGAUUAAUGAGACUCUUUUGUGUAAAUAAAACAAUAAAGCUUAAGCUUUAUCAGUACACCAAUAAAACAUUCAUAAGUAUAAAUUAAAUUUACUUAAUAUAUAGGUCUAUAUAUAAAGACAUGUAUCCUACCCUAAAAUGAAAGAAAAGAAUAAGUAUGGGCACAAGAUCCUGACAAAAACAAAGCUCAGAAGAAAAGAAAGGAAGUGGGUGGAAGGGAAAAUUAAAAAACCCAACAGAAAAAGACCAUUGCAGCUUUUAAAAUUGUGAUAACCAAAAUGGAAUAUUAGACAAAGCAGCUACUGGUGUAAUGUACUUGCACCUGAUAAAAUUUAUAUGGAAAAUAAAUUAAUAACAAGAUUUGGUAUGUUGACUCCAUACAGUAAAAUUCAGUAUUUUACAUAGCCUUUCUUCAGAGCUUUGUUUUUGUCAGGGAUUUGGGCCCAUCUUUUAUUUUUGUUUUAUUUUUAGGUGAAUACACACACAUACACAUUAUAUUUAUAUAUAUAUAUAUGUAUUUAUAUAUAUAUACACACACACACAUUAUAUACAUUUUGUUUAUAUGAAGGUUUUUUUGUACAAGGCAUUUGUCGAAAUAUUUGUAUUCUGUGUAACCAUUAUUAAAGCUUAGCCUAUAUCGUUUUAUUAACACAAAUAUAUUUUAUUACAGAUGCUUGUUUUGUUAUCAUUAUAUAAAAAAAACUGAAUUUCCAAACCUUGUAUGUUAUUUACUCCAACAGAUGCCAAAAUUAAAGGCUGAAACCAUGGCCAUGAUAGGAUUAAAUCUGUUUCAACAACUGUCCAACAUCACCUGCAUGUCCAUGCAUGGCAAAUCUCUUAUCACAGAUGAACAGGUCAGUUAAAGAAGAAUUUCCAUUGAUUUUUUUAAAUAUUUUGUAUUUGAAAAUUCUUCUCACCCAAAAUCUUUGUCUUACAUUAAAAAAGAAAAAAAUAUCUUUGAUAGAUCUUUAUGAAAAAUAAAUAGUUUUUGUAGAGAGGAAUGAAUGAUGUUAUUGGCUUAAAAAUGUAACAUUUUUAUGUGAUGGAAAAGCAAGUUGGGUCGGUAGGGAUGAGUAAUGAAAAACAUGUGACACUUUGUAACAAUUUUGAACUACAACUUUUGUGUCUGUUGUCUACUAGAUAUUCAAUAAUUUUUUUUCUUUAAUAUAUAUAAAAUAUUUGACUAUCAGUUUAAAUCAGACCUGCACAACAAACGGCCAGCAAAGUAACGAAAUAUUCUUAUUCUUUUCUUAAUAGCUUUCGCCCCUGUCCUAUUAUCUUUUGGUCCGCACAAGCUUUUCAUAAAGUAUUACGGCCCGCACACGUUCUUCAUUAAGUAUUACAUUUUGAGUUGUGCAGGCCUGGUGAGGUUUAAUUUUAAAGACAAAUAUAUCUAUUUAUCAAAUACAAAUCUAUGGAAUAGUUUGCAUAUCACCUAAAACCUGUUCUUAAAAAAUGAGAUUGGGUUGAAGUGGAUGAUUUCUUGAUAGUUUAUAGUAAACUUAAUUCUAAAAUUUAAAAAAAAUUUAAAUUGCUUGUCCUCUGUAUCUGCAGGCCUGUGGUAUGGACCAGCUGUGGGAGAUUGCACUGAAAGCCAGCAACAAAGCUGUGUCCACUGAAGCUAUUCAUAUCUUGAACAAUUAUUACAUAAACUAUGGAGGUGGGACACUGGACAAGGAAGAAGAGUUUGUGCAGCGAUGCAUGAACAGUCUAAUGAAGACUAUGAACACCUUAAAAGAAGUAAGUUGGUUGAAUAUUCUUAUAAAGAAGUUUUCAACAAUGAUCUUUUUAUAAUAAUUGACAAUGCCUGUUUGUUAUGAAUUUAACUAAGUUUGUAUAAUCUCUUGAUGUGAAAUAUGAAUCAAAUAAAACUAAAGAAUUAUGCUUAAAAUUGUUACUUCAGGAUCCAGCCACAAAGCUGCCUAUAAUUCAGAGAGGCCUAUUCUUAUUCAAGCAUCACUUGGAUGCAUUUAGGCAGCGCUAUGCCUACCAUCUGCAUACCUGGCAGCUAGAGAAUGUAGGCAUUUCUAGUCACCUUCCAGCCAACAAACCACAGACCAUCAACAUAUACCUGCAGAACACUGACAUGUCUGAUAAGGUUAGAGAAUUUUUGAAAAGCAAUACACUGCUUACUUACUUAAUGCCAUGAUAUAAACUUUCUUGCUAAUUUAGGAAUGGAUCAUAUUUAAGAGUCAUUAUUUAAGACAGUUAACAUCCCAGAGAAGUAGUUGUUUCGUAAAGUAAGAAAAAAAAAGGAAAAACUUGAUGUAUUUUUUUUUAUAACUCUUGUAAUCUAUGUAUAUAUUUUAUUAAAAAAUUUGCAUUUAAAAAAAAAAUUAUGGAUAGAAAUAUUAAUUUUAUUUUUCCUUACUUAGGCUCAAAUAGAAAUGCACCCAAGCAAUCUGGUGUCAGAGCUGAGGGCAGAGGUCACACACUGGUGGGAAGAUCUUCAGAAACAACAACCAAAGCAAUCCACCUCGACAUCGAGCCCUGGCAUUAUGUCACCCUUGCUAGGUCACAUGCUUGGAGAAGGUCCACUAAGGAUGAUCAGCUCUGGGCAGGAGUUGUUUGUAGAUAUGGAUGAGAGGACUUUAGGGGACCUUCACAUGAGUGAUGGCCAGGUAUGUUCUUUGGUUUUGCCAGUUUUAAGUUAGAGCUGUUUGCCCUCCUAACUUCUUGUUUAUUUUACUACACACUUCAUAGAUGCCCACAAAUCCUUAGGCUAUAUUGCAUUGAGACAUUAGAAAUUUAAACUCUCUAAUUAUGCAAUUUCAAACAUAAAAUAAAACCAAAUUAAAAUGAACAUCAUCUUGUUUUAUCUUCAGCAUGUAUAUGUUUCCAUUGGUGCCAACAGACAACAAAGGAAGAGUGAUGGCUCAAUUCCUUCAUCUGGGCUCUCAGUGCCAGACCGGAAGAAAUUGCCUAUGAAUCUCUUGAUUGCAGAGCCACACUUUGACAACUUAUUUAAAUUAUUAGAACAACUUAGUGAUUUGAGUUCUCAGCUGGACAAUGUUUUGGUUUGUAGUCUUAUUCGGAACCUUUUUAAUGUAAACAGACUCUUAAGUUUAUAACUUAGAGGAUUUGUUAUGUUUUAUUACUAUGUUUUCACUACAGACUACUUUAUUUAAUGUUAUUAAAUUAAUUUCUAAUCUUAUGUUCCUUGGUAGAAUAAAUUGCAUAUCUGCCCACUUUGAGAAGUAACUAUACCCAUAGUCUCAAAAGUAUAUUAAAGUUUUGCCUCACUAAUGUUAAAUAGUAUUCAAUUUGUGACACUGUUUCUUCAGGAAAAAGAGAGAAAGGCAAGCCUACAAGCUGAAGCAAGGAGACUUUCACGUGACGUCUGGGAGCUACUGAUGAUGCUUCCAACCAAUGAAAGUCUUCUGAAUGGAUUCAUGAAAAUUUCUACUGACCAGGUAAAAAUACUUUGUGUUUUUCCUUUUAUUCAUUUAUUUAUUAGUAAAGAUAAAUUAGUAUAUGAAAAAGGGUCUGCUUUUGUGUAAUCUAAAAUAUGACAAAAAUCUAAAUGUAUUAAAAAAAAGUAUUAAGUUUUUAAAAUGUCUGGUCAGGUUGUGAGUCAAGAUGAGUGGAAUCAACUCCUUCCACCCAACAGUCCCCACAGACUCUACUACUCCCUGCAGACAGUGGAGUUUCUCGCCCAUGGUACAAAAUUAGGCCAAAAGCACAUAGUAUGUCUUGAUUUUACAACUUUUGCUAUUUAAUCUUAUGUAUCUUAAGGUUCUCCUAAUCUCAAGUUAGGAAUAAUGGCGUUGAAUUGUGACUCAAUAUUUUAUUCAAAUGCAUUCUUGUUUAGAGUAAAAUAUAUUUUAACGCUUCUUAUGUGGAGGUUCUAAUCUCAAGUCAUGUUUGUUGCUAAAGUAAAUCAUUGUUUCAAAGGUAAAUCUAUAACUGAUUUAUUUUUCAUAGAUGCGAUCUGGCAGCGGAGAUGCUUCUGAAGAUAAGAAAAAUUCUGGUGUUAGCAAAACUCAAUGGUGUAUCAAGGUAAGUUUUGUAUAGCUUAAAAAUGAUGUGUUAAAAUUAACACACCUCUUUUAAUGUGUUAUGUUAUUUAUUGAAUCAGUUAUAGUUCUUUCACAUGUCUACUUAUAUUUUGAUUACUUUUUUUAUCUAGUUUAUCUCCAAAGGAGGUUUGAGUCACAUGAUGGACAUAUUUAUGAAUGGAUCUCUUCAGUGUAAGGAAGGAAACAUUUGGAGUCAGGUAAAUGGAUAACCAGCAAAAUUAGUUAACAUUUGAGUAUAAUUUAAAUAGAAUUGCUAAAACAUUGAUUAUAAAAAAAGAUAAAUUGCAAUUAUAAAAAUUGCAACCCACAGCUUCCUUGUUUUGAAGAUGAAUUUGACACAAAUGUCUGAUUUAUUGCAGUGGAAUCAGGAAUGUCUGGGCUAUCUACUGCGGCUCAUCUCCCAGUUCUCUGUUGAUGAUCCAGCCCAAGAAGGUGAGGGGAGCCACAGCCCACGCAACAGAAGAGUCAUAAAUAAAAAAGGAAAUGCAUUUAUCAUCUCUACUAUAUCACAGGUUGGUUUCUUUGAAUUUCAACUUAGAAUUUAAUAAUUUUUAGGAGAAAUAACAAGUUUAUGUCCAGCAUUAUCUGUCAGACAAGUAACUAGUUAAAGUUGUGUAACAUCACUAACUUGGUAAAAGUAGUUGUUUCUAAUAUUUUUUAUAAUUGUAAUAAAUGUUUUUCCUCUUUAUUCAGUCUAUUUUAGAAAAACUGGAUGUACAGGCUGUAGUUAAAAUUCUUAUGCAAAUAUUAUAUGAUGCAGCAAUGCCAAUGUAAGUAUACAAAGUUGUUAAGUUGUUCUGUUUAGUCAAUCAAAAUUACAUAUUAACUUUUAACACCUUUAACAACAGUAGUAAAUUAUUGUUUCAGUAAUUUGUUAUCAUCUGACAAGUAACAUUUGGAACUUUUGAUAAAAUAAAAGAAUAACAAUUCUAUAAUUUCCUUUUAUCUGACUUAUCAUUAGGUUUCAAAUAUUAUCUUUAAUAUUUUACAUCCAGGGAUUCUAAUCAACUGUAUUGUGGAACUUGGGGAAGAAGAGAAGGUAAAAAAAAGAUAUUGCCUCUAUUUAGACUUUAUAAUAUUUAGCGGCCCUCUCAUGUAAUUAAUGCCAAUGGUCACCUAACAUAUAUCUGUAUUAAUUUGUACUGUAAUAGGAUGUAAAAAUAUCACAAAUGCCAUUCAAACUUUAAAAAGUUAAUUAUUUAUGUAAUAUUAUGGGCUGUAGUAUUUUGUCAAAAGAAACAAGAAAAUAAAAGUAAUUUACACUAAUCUUAAAGUGCAUACUAUAGAAAUCUCAUGUUUUCAGUUGUGCAAUAUGCCAUGUCAUUUCUGGUGUCACUGGCCUAUUCAUGUGACCAAGUAUUGGACUAUCUCUGUAAUGCCGACAACUUUCAUUCAUGGCUGAAACGACUUACACUUGAAGCUCCAGAGGUAAGAUGGUACAAACUAUCUUCUUUACCAUUUAUUAGGGGUGUCUUUUCUACGAGUUUUUUUGGAUAGAGUACCUGGAGAAAAAGUAUUUAUUUUUGCUAUGUAUUUCUAUCCUUUACCAUUCGUUGAUUUUUUAUCUGUUGAUUAAUAAUUUGUUUUUUGCCUAAAUAAUUGCCAUUCUUAUUGUGAAUUAAACAAUUUUUAAACUUUCUUUUUCAAGGCUCAUGUGCGCAAACAGUCAUGCCUUGGUUUGCAUCGCCUUUGUUUAGGCAAGACAAAGCAAGAGAAAAAAGGAACAGCAUUCUUAGCCCCUGUACUUGAACAGCUGCUCAGUUUCCUUUCAGAUACUGAACUCUUCAAGCCCAAGAAAUAUGAGGUACAUAAACAUUUUCUUAAGCUAUGUAGAAGCAAAAGUAGAAAUACAAGGAAACUCUACUUCAACAUAAACUUUGAGGAAUAUAUGGGGUUAAAUAAAGUUGACCAUUAAAUUUGAUGUAAUGUGUUUACUGUAAUUUAUUGAUUAUCUUAGCGGUUCUCAAGCUGUGGGUCGCCACCCCUUUGGAGGUCCCAUGACCUUUUCCCAGGGGUCUCUUAAGACCAUCUGAAAACAAAUAUGCUCUACAGUUAUAAAGUAGCAACUAAAAUAAUUUUGUGGCCCGGGGUUGCCAAAACACGAGGAACUGUAUUAAAGGGUCGCUGCAUUAGGAAGGUUGAAAACCACUGGGUUAGCUGGUAUAACCGUUGAUGAGGAAGUCAUCAAUGACAGUUAGUAUUUGUUGAAAGUAUAAGUUGAACGUCUAUUUAAAUUAUCGAUAUGUUUCAGAUGGACUUCACUCGGGAGGAGAAGGAGAUUUAUGGAGCUGGAUGCCAUGACUAUUUUCUCUUUAUCCCAAUGUGCCUUGAUGAACUGGACACUCAACAGGUACGAGUAUGCUGCCAGUUAAACAAAUUUUUCUUUAGUGUUUCCUGCUCUAGUGCUUAUGAAUGAUUGAAAUUGAACUUUUUUUGUUGUUAUUUAUAUUUAUAUUUUUAUCAAACAUUUCAUCUGUUUUAAUUUUCAGUUUACACAUUAAAAACAAAUGAUCCAUAUAAAUAAGGUAAUAUUUCUAACAAAAAGACCAUAUAUUCAUUAAAUUAAAGAAUAAUCCCAAAUAUGGAGUUUGUUUUUAAAUUUCACUUUCUCUAUAGACAAAUAUCAAUAUGGAUAUUCUGCUGAAGCAAGUGACAGAUGAUAUACUGAACAGACCUUAUUAUGAAACUUACAAGGGCUAUGAGGAGGAUGAGGGACUUAUUGGAUUGCUCAAUGUUGCUGCAGCAUUAUACAGACAUAACCCACCCUUCGUGCUGUCAGAGGAAAAUACGGUAAGUACCAACACCAUUGUUGUUCUUGGAAAUGAAAUAGUAGAAUAGUCAUAGUUACCUAUUGUACUCAUCCUCUCACUCCCAAAUCAUGCAAAGACUCACAACUUCUCAGACUACGGGGCCGCCGCCAGCUUGAUCAGAUGAAAUGAUGGACAUCUUCCGCUCCAGAUCUUAUCCUGAAACUGCUCUUGUCUCUGCACUCAGUCGUAUCAUCAGCACUAUCACAAGGAAAGAUGCUUUUAAACCUCGCAAAAACAAAAAAUGAAGAUCGAAACCAAACUCACACUAACCUACCACUCUCACAAUUUGACUGCCUAAAAAAAUAUUCAUAAAGAAUUGUAACAUACUUCUUGCUGACCCAACACUAACAGGGUAUUCUCAUCCCCUCCACUGAUUGUCUUCAGACGGGACAAGAAUCUAGGUGGCUUUCUAUUUCAUAGUCGCCUUUGAGCUGACCCGUCUUACGUUGGGACUAAUCCAUGCUCAAGAUACCAUUGUAGGACUUGUCCCUUUACACUCCAAACCAAAAUCAUUAGCCUCCCUAAAGUUACCUUUAUCAUUAAAGAGAGUUUCAGAUGCGUUAUUUGUUAUGUUAUAUGUGUGAUAGUGUGCUGUAGAUGCCACUCUAGUUACAUAGGUGAAACUGGGAGAAAUUUGGCAGAUAGGUUCACUGAACAUCUCCGGGAUAUUGAACAAGGUAAACUUUCCACAGUCUCUUCACACUUCAACAGAGGGCAACAUAAAGGUGCAUUAGAUGUAUCCAUUACAGCACUGAUUUACUGCACCAACACACCAAAUAGGGUUAAAAUGGAAAACAAAUUUAUUUAGCUUUUCGGCAUUCUAUCUCCAUACGGUAUUAAUCAAAUACUAUCCUACUCAUGUUUCUCAGUUUCCCUGUCUUUUUACUUUUUUCUCAUACCUUAGAUUUUAUGUAUCCCUUAAUAUUUUGGUCUGUUAAAAUUCUGGACCUUAUUUUUCAUAGUACCUAUAUUUAUAUACUUUCACUUCUUGUAAUCAUACGUCCGGCAACAACAAAGGAUAUCUCUAAAAAAAAUUUACUUUGCUCUGUUUCUUGAUGUAUUUCAUUUGUCUUGUUCACUGAAGAAGGCUCUAAGCCGAAAAUCUUAUUGUCCUGUCUUAUUGAUUCAAGCUUCAAGAUACCUUGCUCUAGUAUUUCAUUUACACAGCUUGAAUGCAGUCCUUCAAUUAUUAUUCUUGGAAAUGUUGAAGUUUUGAGUUUCUUGAAAUAAGACGUUUCUGAUAAUGACCUUGUUCAGUUUCUUUCAAUACAGCUAAGUUAGUUUCUUUCUUGUCUAGAAUUUUCUGGAUGCCCUCUUUGACUUCCUGUUUCUGGUGCCAAGUCCAAAAAGCCCUCAUUACCCAAAGUGUAAAAGUCAGAAGACGAGACAAGCUGCUUACGACUUAAUUGCUGAGAUGUGCAGUGGAAACAUGAGGAACUACUCCAUAGCGGUGGACAAAUUUAUGAAGCAGAACACCAGAGGUAAGUUUUCAAUGCGAAAUAAAGGUACCCAUUUAUUGCAGCUAAAUAUUUUAUAAAUAGUAUUGAGUUGGCGUAUUUCACCAUUACACAGGCUUUUUGAUUACAAUAAAUCUAUCAUAAAGUCAUUCCUGUAACAGUGUAUGGAAGGUUAAUUAAUUUACUUCAAGUAAGUUAAACAGCAACGUCAGUCUCAAUAAUUAAAUAAUUUCUAAUAUUUCUUCCCCAAUUUAACAGAGGCUCAUGCACCUUACCCAUGGGAUUACUGGCCACAGGAAGAUGGCAGAGCCAAGUGUGGCUUUGUUGGUCUGACCAAUUUGGGAGCCACAUGCUACAUGGCAACUGCUAUUCAACAGUUGUUUAUGAUUCCAAGGAUAAGGCAGUCCAUACUUCAAUUCCAGGUUUGAAUGAAUUCAAAUUACUAGAAUGGAAGUAAGAGCCUGUUAUUACAAUUAGUAUGUCCCUAACAAAUAUUAUUGAUAAAGAAACCUUAGCUUUAGUAGUCUAGAUUUAUCUUUUAAUUGCUUAUGUGUUUCAGGCUGAUGACUCUCGUCCACAUAUACAAAUGAUGAUGGAGUUGCAACGCAUGUUUGCAUACCUUCAGGCUAGUAAUGGGUUCUAUGUUGUUAUGCAGGGGUGGACAACUUACUGCCCACAGGUCAUAAUGACCUUCUUGAAACUGGAUUGUUUCCUAAAAUUUACACAUUUUGAAUGAUUAAUAAAUGUAUUUGACAAUCAAUAAUUACAAAUCGUCUAAUAAGAUAACAAUCAUCACAGCAAAUUUAAAAAUUAUUCCCUAGCUUAUUUUAAAAACUGAACUCUGAAUGAAUUGUCAAGAACUAUUAAAUUUCAAAAAAAAAAUUAAUUUCAAUGGGGCACUCUGCACAAAAAUGGUUGCCCAUCCUUUUUGUAAUGUAUGGCGUAGAAAGCAGAAUAAGGACAAGGUUUUUAAAAAAUAUAACAACUUUAUAUAAUAAAUUGAAAUACUUCUUAUAAAAGCAAGGUCAUAAAUUUGAAUGGAAAAACAAAAAGUAAACUGUAAUAUUUGUUGGCACUUUGGUGAAGUAAGGGAGACUACAAAACAUGUAGGUGAAAUGGUCGUGGGUGCAGGAAAAUUAAAGUUUUAAAAUAUUUUUUUGAUGAUAGUGCUAUGUCAUUCAUAAAAUAUUAUUUUGUCUCACUAUUGUGUUCUGUUUCCAUCCUUAUAUAUAUUCUCAGAGUUUCAUCCUUAAGAGAUUUCUCUGUGCAAACAUUAAACCAUUGGUCAGCGAAAGAUUUAAUUAAAUUAGUCAUGUGCAAAACUUAAAAAUUCAAAAUAAGUAGUCCCUCGCCAUUAUUUUUUGUUAUAGACAUUUAUAAAUAAUGUAUGGCUUAGAAUUGGUAAACAUAACAGCAAUUUAAUAUAUAUUUAAUUUACUGAUAAUGCAAAGUGUACAGCUAGGUAGGUUACAAUUUUAUUAUAAAUACAAAAUAUAAUUACGUUUUUUUAAAACGCAUUAAUCCUGGGAAAGAAAAAAAAAGGUAUAAAAUUAUUUUUAGAACAAGUGUCAUAGCGCAUGACACAAUCAGUGAAAUCUGAUCACAAAACAUGUGUGCCUUAUUACUUGCACUUUAAAAAUUCAUAGCUCAAAAAGUACUAAAGCCAGAAAGUUGAUUCUGGUUUCAUUUUUGUAUUGCAACUUUGCACUAUACAACUGUUAUUUAUUAGAAUUUUUAAAGAAUUUUUCAAUUUUUUUUACUUAAGCUAAGAGUCAGUUAGAUGGAGAAGGUAUUUGAGGAUAGAGCAGAUAAGAACUAAAACUAAGACCAUCGGUGAACGCUCCUUCUGCUUCCAUGGGCCCACGUUCUGGAACCAGCUCCCCUUCCAUAUACGUCAUAGUGAAACCUCGUCCAUUUUCAAAAAGUCCCUUAAAACUCAUCUGUUUAGGUCCGCCUAUGACCUGUGAUGCACCCUCCUUGCCCUACCUCAUUUUCUGUUUCGGGUUGAUCCUGAAGUGUCAAAGUGUCCUCGUUUUAUAGCCAUUUUCAUUGUUUCUAUAGAAUAGUAGUUACUAUCCUAGUGUCUCAUUUGUAUUUACUUAGUUUACAUGUUUUAAUAAUUGUAAAGCGCUUAGAGCUUUAUGAUAAGCGCUAUAUAAAAAUGCCUAAAUAAAUAAAUAAAUAAAUAAGUUUAUUGAGAAUGGUCAUUUUAUGUUACUUUAGGCUUCUAUUUCUUGUAGUCCAUAGAAAUGGAAGAGUGCAUUUAUUGUUAUGCUGAUUUCAAUCUUAAAAAAUGGAAAUGAUUUCAUGUUUUCAGGAAAGUGAGCGUCGGGCAUACAAUCCUAAGAGUUUCUGUAAAACAUACACCAUGGACAGAUGUCCUCUAAACACAGGAGAACAAAAAGACAUGCAGGAAUUUUUUACUGAUAUUAUUACUAAACUAGAGGAAACUUCCCUUGAUAUGGUUUGUUUCUCAUCACUUUUUAACCACAGCCUUAUUAGACUUAAAAUUGGUUCAAGUUUUGAACGAUAAGUUGAUUAAACAAAAUAAGUUAUAAAUGUAUUUUAAUUGAAUGUUCUAAUUUAGCUAAAUAUGGCUGGCCAAAUUUAUUCUAUUUGAAUAUUUCACUCAGAAAACUGUGAUAAAGGAGAUGUUUGGAGGAGAAACUACGAACAAUGUUGUGUCAUUGGUAAGUCCCUUUGAACCAUUCCCUAUUGUUGUUGGCAGUGCUGUUUUUGUUACCAAAAGCCACCACUGUUUUUCAGAUUUAAGUUGCAAAAGGAUAGUUAUUCAAUUUCAAAGCUUUCAAUCGUUCUCUAUUUAGAUGAAAUACAAAUGGAAUAAAUUCAAAAUGAGAUAUUGUGUUGCUAUUUUAUUUAGGAUUGCAACCAUGUGAGUCGGACAUUUGAGGAGUUCUACACUGUGCGCUGUGGUGUUGCCCAUAUGAAGGACCUUUAUGUGAGUGAUAUAUCAUAAUUUGUGAAGUUCUUCCUUAAGUUGCACUUGAUUGACCAUCUUUUAAUUAAUUAUUAAAGAUUUUAUAAAACAGAAAUAUUUUGUUUAUAUAUAUAUAUAUAUAUUAAAUAAAUUCUUGUUCAUGAUAAUUAAGAUAGUUGCUCAGUUUGCAUCAAGAACAAAAAAAUUUUCGUUAUAAAGUAAUGUUUAAAUGUGUAAAUUUAAGUGUUAUUAUUCAAAAGAAAUACACACAAAAAAACUAUUACGUAAUCCUUAUACCAGAAUGUUUGUUUGUUUUGUUAGGAAUCUUUGGAUGAAGUCACAGUGAAAGACAUGUUAGAAGGAGAUAAUAUGUAUACCUGCUCACACUGCCACAAGAAAGUCAGGGCAGAGAAAAGGUGCUCUUUCAUUUCUGUUAAUAUUUUAAUGACAUUUUUAAUUUGAAAGAAUUUUGAAAUGUCCAAGUAUGUCCAAGUAUCAAAAAAAAACCCUUGGUGGAUUAAAUAGAUGUUGCAGAGCUGACAUCAAAUUAUUUACUUAUUAUUUUUAAUAAUUUAAUUUGUUGAUGUCACAAAUGAGUAAAAAAAAAAAAUCAAAGAUAGGUUGAAAUUUUAAGAAUGGCUUAAGCAAUUUAAAGACUUUUUAAUGACAGCCUAAAAAUAGUUAAGUUGGCAUUUAAUCUUCGUUUUCAGGACCUGUUUCCGUAAGUUACCACAGAUCUUGUGUUUUAACACUCUCCGCUACUCCUUCAACAUGCUCACUAUGAUGAAAGAGAAAGUCAAUACACAUUUCUCAUUUCCUGAUACACUGGACAUGUCUCGUUACAUGGAGCACAAUCUCAUUGGGAAAGAUAAAAUCAAAGGUAGAGAUUUUAAUUCUGCCACUUUUAGGUCUAUAGAAUGUUGACACUUUUAAAUUAUCAACUCUGAAGCCUUUCAGAAGCACUGUCAUAUCCGGUAACAUUCACUAAAACAGUGACUUUUUCCAGUGUUUCUAUUUUAAUAUCAGACAUAAAAUGGUAAAUUGAGUGGCACCACAUAACUUAAAAUGUUUGAUUAAACUUGCUCCCCAUGACUUUGUCCUCAGAUGUGGAGGGAGAAGGAACAUCCCAGGAAGAUGAAUCAUUUGAGUACAAGCUGAUUGGUGUUACAGUCCAUGUGGGCAGUGCUGAGGGGGGACAUUACUACAAUCUUAUCAAAGAUACUCAGACCGACAAAUGGUACUACUUCAUUCGCAACUUAAAUUAAAAAAAUAAUGCAGUGCUUAUCGAAAAAAUUGUUUGAACAUAUUGCUUGCAUGCUUUUGUUAAAUUUGCAUCCAUUUACAGUCAAUGACAAAUAUAGUUUUGCCCUCUCUAAUUUUAUCAGCUAACACACUUGUAACAUUACUGACACCUUAUAGUGUGAUGUGAAAUGGCAUUUCUUCACCACUUUCCAGGUAUCACUUCAAUGAUGCUGAUGUAAAGCCAUUUGAUGCUAGUAACAUUCCCCAUGAAGCAUUUGGUGGAGAGAUGAAUGUGAGUUCAAAUAUUGAUCCUUUCAAUGCCCACAGCUUCUUAGGAGUUGAUAAAUUGUAUUUUUAAUUUUUAAAAUUUCUCAUUUAUUAUUGUCGUGAACUUUUCAGGGUAAGACUUACGACACUGUUUCUGAGAAAUAUCUGGAUUUCCCCAUUGAGAAGGUAUGAAUAAAAAUGUUAUUAAGAAAAGUUGUGCAAUAAUUUUCAACUUUAUAUCAGUAAUAUUAAAUUUCUGGUAAAAUUUUGUGUGCCGUAACUUCAUUCUAUACAUUUUUAUCAGUUUCAACAAAGAAAUAAUGGACACCCCAUCAUCAAAGGAAACUAAUCGCCAUUUAUAACAACAAAAUAAAUACCACAGAACAAAUUAUUACCACUCUCAUUACCCUCAUUAAUGUUUCAGACCAACAGUGCCUACAUGCUUUUCUACCAAAGAGUGUCACCAAGGCAACCUGAAGUGAAGGAGGACUACAACUUUGAGCUCAAUCCAGAUCUGGCUACUGUAAGCCAUCUUUUAUACUUGUUCAGCUACUGCAUUAAAAAAUUAAUACUUUUUAUUACUUUAAAAGAGUUUAAUUGAAAAAAAUUAGAACAAAGUACUUAAACUUGAUAUGUUGAACAAACCAUAGUUGUGUUAAAUAUAACUUAAAGUGUAAAAUGUUUUCAGUGGAUUUGGAAUGACAACACCCAAUUUCUCAAAGACCGAAGUAUUUUUGAUCGUAUGUACUUUGAGUAAGUACUUUUAACACCAUAAAAUUUAACAUGGCUUUAAGUAAUUAAUGUUGAAACUUUUAAAUCUACGGGCUAACCAUGCUGGCUAUUUUUUCAUGAUAUUUUGGGGCAUCUGGUUUAACAUCACAUAUUGAUGUGUGGUAAUUCCUGAGAACAUAUCCGCUUAUUUCAAGUGCAAAAAAUUAAUUAAACUCUCUUUUCAGUCACAUUUGGCAGAUGUGUUCCCAUAUACCUGGCACACUACACAUUGAUGACACAGAGAGAGCCAAUCAUAAAGCAGUGAUUUUAGCUUCUUGUUUCUUCCUGGAGUCUUUCAUUCAUGCAAAAGAAAAGGUGAGUAGUUUCCUUUAAGCAAAGAUUAUUCCUCUUAAAGAAAAAAACAUUCAGUGAUAUCCAAGUGAAAAGAAGAAAGGAUAUAUUUUUUCAAACCAGUUUUAUGGCAAUCAUGAAAAACUAUCAAGAUAUCUUUUCAAUGUUAGUUAAUGAUGAUCAAAUUCUUCUCAUUAGAAAUCCAUGCCCAACUGGAUUGACUACCUAAUGAAGAAAUUCAGCAGUUGUUUGGGACCAUGUGAGGUAAGCUUCGUAACAUUAUGUCAACAAUUGAAUAGCACAUGUAUAUGUAGUUCCCAAAGGUAUUUGUAGUGAGAGAGGCAAAUCAUUCGGGUAAGGUAUUUAAGACUAAAAAAAAUUUCUUUUACUUUUAAGAAAAUAUUUGUUUUUUAUAAUGCUGAUAGAAUCAACGAGCUCCAUCAAAGAUUGCCAUUUAACACUUUGGUUUCUUUCAGUGGCUGCUGGACCACAUGGCUGAAGAUGAUUGGUGGAUACAACACAUCUUGAUCAAGUGUCCCAACAAUAUGAUACGUCAGAUGUUUCAACGUCUCCUCAUCAUGAUGAUCACUCAGCUGUGCAAGGCAUCCAAUGAGUACAUUGCUCUAGGGUUGGUUGGCUCAUCUUUGGAUGCAGCAAUUUUACUCUUAAGUCUAUCAGUACUUUUCAUGGGCUGGGAAGCUUCUUAUCUACUUAAACUAUUUUUUAUUGCAUUGUUAUUUUGUCUCUUUUUAUGAUCAAAAGGAGCUAGUAUUUUAGUAAUUCUAUGUGUUAUAGUACUAAAAAACAGAUCAGAUGUUGAUAUAGUUAAUACAAUUUUGUUUGAGGAUAAAUAAAACUUAUUAUCAACUGGUUACAUUUCACGAACUAACUCAUUGCUUUCAUGAAUAUUAUAUUUCAUGUGAAUAAAUUUGAAAAAAAUUUGAUGUAAGUUAUUCUUCAAAAUUUAUAAAUUAACUAAAAGAAUUAACAGCUGACCUGACUUUUUAUUUAAUUCAUAUUACUAUUACCAAUUGCUUGCAUUAAAAAGUUAGAAUUUAAUAUUUCUCCCUAUCCCAGCAGUGAAAUGGACACAUCUGAAUUAUGUGGUCACAGUUGCCUGACCAGGUUCAUCACCAAGUUAUUGUCAAAUGUAAGUUAGAAAACCCUGAGUUAAUUUUGAUGGAGUACUUCAUAUACUUACCUUUAGACUUUGUAUGUAACCAUAGUUUCACUUAAUCUAUUGUUCUUUAAAGGCAAUGCAUUUUUUAAUGACACAAGUUUCAGUAACUACAAAUUUAUAUAGUUAAUUUAACAUGAAAAUAAUUUAUCCUAUAUAAAUAUCUUAAAUUUCAACAUUUGUAUGUUAUUCAAAUCUGGUGUAUUUUAUUUCUCUGUAGCUUGAGUGUGGUAUGCGCCCAACUAACAAAUAUCUAACCGAGUACUUCACAUUCCUCUUUGAGUUUGCCAAAUUACAAGACACAAAUGCAGACUUCCCAUCAGCCUCUUUCCUCAAUGCUAUCAACACCAUAAGUAUGGUGGUUAGAUUCUACAUGGGAAGUAAAUCAGCUCAGCCUGAUUAUGUAAGUUAUUACUUUCAAUUAAAUUGUGUGCUUUCAAUAUAAAAUAGAACUACUACUAUAAUUUGAUUAUUUAAUAGUUUACUUUUUAAAUGGAACCUAAUUUAAAUCUCAUCAGACAACAUAUUAUAUUGGGAAAAGCUUUUUGAUUUGAUUUCAACUGACUUUGUAAUUGUGUGGAAUUUAAAAAAAAAAUUUGCUCUACUUUAUUGCACUUUUUUUUUUCAAAGGUUGAAAUCCUUUCUGAUGAGGAGGAUGAUGAAGAAGUUCUUGUCAUGUCCCCUGAUGAAACCCGUCCAACAGCUCUGAACAAAAUGAUCUCAUUAAUUGCGUUCUUAGUGGAGACAUCGCACGAUGGCCACAUUUUACAGCUCAGUGAAUCAGAUAUGAGCUAUUUGAUUAGAGGAAGGGUAAGUAUUGUACAUUUGUAAUGAAUUCAUAUCUAUAGUAUUUUUGUUUUAAAUCUGUGGUCUGAAAAAAGGCUGAGUGAUCCUGUGAUACCUCAAAUGAGCUUGAUCUAAUCUAACACUUCAACUACAUGAGUUGAAGUAUGGGGGGAAACAUCCCUUCAGGCAAUGUUUGAUUUAGUGUGACUUUAAUUUUAUUCUUAAAACAUUGAGAUGGAACGAGAUAUGAGCAUUUUAUUAGGUGCAAAAGUAGUCACUUAAUCAAUUUUUUGUUUUUUAAAAAAAAUUUAGAGCGGUCUUUUUAAGUAUGUGAGGAGUUAUAUAUUGAAGCUAUAUAUAUAAUAGUCUGUUGUACUUAUAAAACUAUAUAACUUAUUUAUAUCACUGCAGACUCCCUCACCAAAUAUUAUUGAAGUAAUAAAAAUAUACUUAACUUCAGCAUUGCUUUAUCUGCAGGGUCAUCCAUUCUUGAUGUAUCAAGUUCGAGACAACAUCAACAUUGAGCAUACCUGUAACCUCAUAGUCAGCCUGUCUAUGUUUAAUGAGCCUCUUGCAGUUUCAGUAAGUCUGUAAAAAAAAUUGUCUCAUUAAAGUCUAUCGUAUUUCUUUUUACAGAUGUUUUUUUCGACCCAUUAUUUACAAAUUUGAUCUUGUCUGAAGCAGCAGUUUUUGCUCAUUGUUGGUAUUAUUCUCUACACAGAUUGUUUCAGCUAUUUUCAACAACAUAAAGAAAUUAGGCGAUGUAAGUAACAUUAAUUAUAAAAGUGUUUUAAUGCAUACAAAAUAUGUAGUAACAAUUUUCUUAGCUCAUCGGUAAAAACCAAUUUUAGAAGACUAAAUAUUUAUUAAAAAAUUGAUUAUCAAUAAAAACCAAUUUUAGAAGACUAAAAGGCAUAGAAGGUUCAUUGAAAUGGCAACAAUAAUAAAUCAUUAAAAAUCAUGGCAUAACUAUUUUAUGCAGCUGGCCAAGCCAUUUUUUGACCUACUGACCCAUCUGACUGAGUAUUCCGGUCGUAUGCCAGGCUACCCACCUUUCACACAGCUCAUUGUUUCCAGACUCUGGGAGGUAAGUUUCUAGAUUUGUCACAAAAUAAGGUGAUUAAUUUUUUUCAUUGUUUUCAGUUAUGAUGUGUGCAUACUACUUUACCGCAUUUAAAACCUACAACACUUGAGAUGACAAAAUAUCCAUUAAUCUAAAAUAAAUCUAAUUAUUUGUUUUAAUUUAAUAAACUCAUAUAAUAAAAAUGACUCUCUGUAGUUAGUGAGUUAUGGUACUUUAUUUCCCAGAUUUAUUUCAUGCAUUUGUACAUUAUUAAAAUUUGAAAUGUCCCUUUUUUUGUACAUGUUCAUUUGCAAAAUCAAUGAGCCACAACUGCCUCCAACUUGACCCAUUUUGUGGAUGCCCAGGGACAUUGUCUUUGAUGUUUACCUUAGGUAGCCAAUCAAAGUAUGGAAUUAUUCACAUUUUUCUGCAGCUUACUAAAGUGACACCCAGACAGUGCUUAGAAUGGUUGACCCAUAAGGUUACUCACAACCGUCUGGCCAGGCAGUGGACUUUGGACUGUAUGGAUGGUUGGGUGGAAGUCUACAUGGUUGCCUACAAUAGUAAUCUUGUCAGAAUGGGUAAGUGGGAAAACUACAAGAUCUAUUAAUACAUUUCUUGUCAGUUUUGUACUGUGAGAAUUAAAAAAAUAAUUUCUUUUUAAACAAUUAUUUUUUUGGCUUCUUAUUUCCUCUAUAUAAUUGUGUACAAAACUAUUUUGAAAAUUGUAAAGCAUAAUUUUAUAUUUUCUUAUCAAUUUAUAUAACCAAUUUUUAGUCUAAUUGAUUUUUAAUAGAUUUAAAUUUUUUUAAAAAAGUUUCUUGUAAAAAUGUCAUUGCAAAUUAGAACUAAUUUCUUUUAUUUUCCUACAGCUAGUGCUCAACUUCUUGUAUCUCUUGUGCCAAAUGACUUAUUCAGGUCAACUUACAGGCCAAGAGUCAUCGCCACAUGCCCCAGCACGAUUAUAGUAAGUCACAUGACUUGGUCACAUGUACAUUCAUGUUAUUUAAAUUCAUAUACUAAGAAACAAUUAAAUUGGCUUCUAAUUCCAUUAAUGAAAUACAAAUAUGUAUAUAUUUAUGCAUGCUAAAUAUAAUGAAAAAAUGAAUUGUAUACUUCUGAUUAACAACUUGAUUCCUUUUUUUCAGUGGGGUAAAGAAGAUUUAGCUGUAAUGCAUAAGGUAAGUCAUUAGUUAAGUUUUUUCAAUAAGUCAUAGCAAAGUGGUUAAAUAUUGACUCGGUUAUACUAGUGGUUACUUUGAUAUUCUUUUCCAUAUUCCAUGAUUGAUAUAAACUUAAGUGAACUUUACUGACUAUCUAAUAUAUUAAAAUUCAAUGUAACUUUUUAUUUUUCAGAUCUAUCAGCACUUGCUUCUCUUGUUAAAAAGAGCUCACGUUCAUAUAGGUAAGCUUGGAUUUUUGGAUCAUUUUCACCAAGGUAAAGUUGUUUUUUUAGAUGGAUUAUUAGCCAUUAGAUAAGUCAGCAGUGAUCCACUGAUUCUAAGCAAACCAUUUUUGUGAUCAUGUAAGCUAAUGUGAAGAAAGAUUGUUGUGGAGUUUAAUUAACAUGAGUGAUUUUGUUUCUCUUCAGCUCCAUAUGACAGUAACCAAGCCAGCAUGGUGGGCCCUUCUCAUGCCAAACUCAUGUCACUCUUUUCUGUUCUCAACUAUUGCUUGUAUUCUAGGAGGGAGAAACUAAUGGUAGGUGAAAUUAUAUAGAUACAGUUUCUUCAAUUUGAUAAUUGUCUAGACUGCUGCUUGGGUGCCAUCCAUUAAUUAUGUAAAAAAAUAGGGGGAGUGUGGGAUUGGAAGAAGUUUGAGAGUUGUUUACGAUGGGGGAGGGUCAACUGAAAUUUAAACAUUUUUUUCUUUUAAAUAAUUAAACAUAUAAAGCAUUAAUUACCAUAAUUUGUUUUACUAAUUUUAACCCUAUACGGGGCAGAGGUACUUCCUCUUGCAUGUCCUAAACGGGCAUCACUUUUCCGUUUUUAGUAAGAUUUAGGGUGACUUUACAAAAAAAUCAAAUCUAAGGUGUUAGUCAACAAAUUUGUGUGGAAAUAAAAAGCAAAAUAAAGGAAAAUGAAUGCAGAUUUAUUAUUGUGCUCACAUUUUGCCAUUAAUCCUCCUCAUAUGAACACAAAUAUUUGCAAAAAUAACAUAUUGUUUGUGAUUGUGAGUCAUCUAUUCACUAUUGACAAACACUGCCACAAAAUCGAAGUUUGUCAAAUUCAACAUUCUUACUACACUGAUUUCACUAAUAUUACUAAUAAUAUUAAUAUCUAGUUCCAAUUUACAGUCAGUUCGUGCACUUAAAUGUCACUUAAAUUGAAUCCAGCGAAAUCUCCGCUAUCUCUUGAAUAUUAGGCAAAUAAUCGGCAAAAUCCAUUUCGAAAAUUUUUUUUUUUAAACCCCUAAAAAAAAAAAAAAAUCGAUUAAAUACUUGUAACUGGCGCCUGCUCUAUUUAGCUAUCGGAAAAACCGGAUGUAAACAAUAGGAAGUCUCCCAAAGCCUCGGAGGUCAUGAGAAAACAACACUAUGUCGUCACGGACGCUUUUGGGCGUUUUGCCCUUUAAGUGGUAAAGACAUUUUCGGCCGCUCUACCCCGUAAAGGGUUAAUGGCUAUAUUAGCACUGAUGAUGCAUAGAAAUGACCACCUGCUUCUAAAAAAGGAGAAAAAUGAUGUGGCCCAUUUGAGUGUUUGCCAAAUGAAAGAUAUAGAUUACAGCAAUUAUUGAACAAAGAGAAAAUGCUGAUAUUUUAAGUCCUGAAUGGUUGGACUAGACAAGUAUGAUGUCAGACAGUUCCAUAAUGAUAUUAAAGUAGAAAUUAUAAAAUCAAAUGCUAUGCUCUAUUGCGAAAAAGGAAAUGCAUAUGUUAUAAUAAAUACUACAUUCAAAGUUUUGAGACAAUGUAGGGUUCUAUGUAAUCGCUUUUAAUUUUUCAUAUUUAAGUCCAGUGUUUUAAAAAAAAAAAAUGCUUAAAUGAAGUCAGUACAAAUUGAAAGUGUGUUAUUUAGACAAUGUCUUUGUAUUUUAUGCUAGAAUAGUGACAUUUCUAAAUGUGAAUGUUUCAGUUUACUCCAUACUUUAUGGAUCUCUGGCAACUGUUCCAUCCCUUCAUGUUGGAGCCACAAGUCCCCCUCAACCACAACAAACAGGUCAUUUCAUGUUACUCAAUGUCCCUUGUAAACUAAUGGUUCAAUUGUUUUGGGCUUUACUUCAUUGAUCUGGCUUUUACUUUCUAAUAUCUCUUGCUCAUUAUUCUAUGCAUUAUUUAACCCUGUAACUGUUGAUCUGCCAUAAUACCCCUUUAUGUGCUGUCAAGGCUGAUAUAAUCAUCCACUAGCAAUAUCGUAAUUAAAAAUGGGAAUGAUUUAAUGUAUGUUGUUUAAGGGGAAAAUGACUCUCUAGAAAUGAAUUUUCUUCUUAUUUCUGUCUCUUCAUCUAUGUGUCAACAUGCUUUGAUCAGGGCUUGUUUUGAGAUUAAUCAGGAGGGAAAUUUGCUCAAUUUUUUUUAUUUGACUGCCAUUUUAUCUGAUGCUGGAGUGGGUCCCCCUUUAGAUAGCAAAAUCAACACAGACUAUCAUUAAUGGAAUUAUUUCAAAUGGAAUAAAAUGAAACAAUAAUUCCAGAGAUAUUCCACGUUCUAGUAAUGAUAGUAUAAGCUCUAGCAGUGAUGGCAACAUAUGAGUCAGCAAUUGACUAAGCUGACUAGAAUUUUUAAAGACAAAUUCUUGUGGGAAAUGGUGAAGAUUGAACUGAAAUGACAAAGAUUGGAUCCCAAAGACUGAACUGAAAUGACAAAGAUUGGAUGCCAAAGAUUGAACUGAAAUGACAAAGAUUGGAUCCCAAAGACUGAACUGAAAUGACAAAGAUUGGAACCCAAAGAUUGAACUGAAAUGACAAAGAUUGGAACCCAAAGACUGAACUGAGAUGACAAAGAUUGGAUCCCAAAGAUUGAACUGAAAUAACAAAGAUUGAACUGAAAUGACAAAGAUUGGAACCAAAAGAUUGAACUGAAAUGACAAAGAUUGGAUCCCAAAGAUUGAACUGAAAUGACAAAGAUUGGAACCCAAAGAUUGAACUGAAAUGACAAAGAUUGGAACCCAAAGAUUGAACUGAAAUGACAAAGAUUGGAUCCCAAAGAUUGAACUGAAAUGACAAAGAUUGGAACCCAAAGACUGAACUGAAAUGACAAAGAUUGGAUCCCAAAGAUUGAACUGAAAUAACAAAGAUUGAACUGAAAUGACAAAGAUUGGAACCAAAAGAUUGAACUGAAAUGACAAAGAUUGGAACCCAAAGAUUGAACUGAAAUGACAAAGAUUGGAUCCCAAAGAUUGAACUGAAAUGACAAAGAUUGGAUCCCAAAGAUUGAACUGAAAUGACAAAGAUUGGAUCCCAAAGAUUGAACUGAAAUGACAAAGAUUGGAUCCCAAAGAUUGAACUGAAAUGACAAAGAUUGGAUCCCAAAGACGGAACUGAAAUGACAAAGAUUGGAACCCAAAGACGGAACUGAAAUGACAAAGAUUGGAUCCCAAAGACUGAACUGAAAUGACAAAGAUUGGAUCCCAAAGAUUGAACUGAAAUGACAAAGAUUGGAUCCCAAAGACGGAACUGAAAUGACAAAGAUUGGAACCCAAAGACGGAACUGAAAUGACAAAGAUUGGAUCCCAAAGACUGAACUGAAAUGACAAAGAUUGGAUCCCAAAGACUGAACUGAAAUGACAAAGAUUGGAACCCAAAGACAAAGACCUUUAUGUCUGUGUAUCUUCUGAAGUAUUAAUUAUUUUUAAAAAUAGAUUGAAUAACUUCAAUUGAAAUGGAAUUUUGAAUUCAUUUCAUGCUUUCCCCCUUUUAUUAUGUUUAAAAUAAAUUUGAAGGUAUUCAAUGAAAAAAUUUAACAAAAUUACUUUUUUCAAAUUAAGUCCUACAACUUUCUGAAAGGAUAUUUCCUCAAGAAUCUAAAAAGCUGAUAUUAUAAUAAAUAAAACAAUUUUACUCACUCUGUAAAAGGUAUUUUCCAUAUCAACACACAUAAUAAAAAAAAUUUCAUACCAUAAGAUACCUUGUCUAAUGUACUUUCAGAAAAUGUAUACUUGUAAGGGUCUCUGAAUUCAAUUAGUAUGCAAUUUUGUCAUUUUUGACAAGCAUAUGAACAUGCUAAAAAAUGGCUUGAUGCCACAGCAAAAUGCACUUGACAGUUAGAGGGUUAAAAUCGAAGUACUUUGAAACAAAUAUAUGGAAUUUACAUUUAACAAGUCGUGAACUUCUUUGAAUUCAGAUUUCAUGUAUUUUAUUCUGCUUUCUCUCAAUCUGUUAUUCUGUAAAACUACAUUGUGCCUAUUUUGCCCACAGGCCCUAUUAAUGUUUUGGUAUAAUGUGAGCCAAGAUUGCCCAGAAAAUCUGCAGCAGAUGGUCUCUAACCCACAUGUGUGCAAGAACAUUGCUUUCAACUACAUCCUGUAAGGCUUUAGCAUUGGAAGUCAUAUCAUUAUUUGAUGUCCAUUGGACAAAUCAACCCUCUAAAAUGGCAUUUAUUGUACAUUAAAACAUUAUUUCAUGUGGUUACAGAAUAACAACACACAUUUAGUAAAGCUUAAUUUGACUCAUCACAGACAACCCUAACUUUUUUCAGAAAAAGAACAAUAACUAAACAUUGUAUUUUAUUUUAUUCCGUUUCCUAAAUGUGGCUAUAUCUUUAUCAUUUUUAUUUUAGGGCUGAUCAUGAUGAUGAACAAAACAUUUUAUUUAAUCGAGGCAUGUUGCCAGCCUAUUAUGGUCUGUUGAGGAUGGCCUGCGAAUAUUCAAAUCAGUUUAUGAGGUCUCUGGCUAACCACCAAAAUUUGCAGUGGGCUUUCAAAAAUAUACUACCAUAUCCACAUCAAUAUGUACAGGUAAGUGCUGUGAUCCAAAACUUCUGUGGAAAGCAUGUUAUCUUUGAGCAAAGUAUUGAGAAGAUUUUAUCAUUAAACAAAGUAUUAUAUUAUGUCAUCUCUGUUGAUCACAUUAGUGAUUAUGGUAUAAUCAGGAUGUUAACUCCUGUAGGCAACUGAAGAGCUAAUGUGCAUGAUGAAGAUGAUGGCAGAGAGGAAAAGAGAGCAUUCCACUGAGGAGGCAGCAGCUGUUGAGACUUUCCGCAAAAAUACAUUAAUGAUGUGCACACAAGGACUGGACCCCAGGGUCAUGUGGCAGACACUUUGCUCGUAUGUCAAUUAAAUUAUUUUAUAUCUGGAUUGUUGCCAAUGUGUUAGUUGGGGCCAUAAAGAGCCAGUGUAUGGAUUAGUAUUAGUGCAUGGAUUGUGAUUUAGUGAAAGGGAAUUUGAUAAAUGCACCACCCAUGGUUUCAAAUGAAUUCCAUUCAUGUAAUUUUAUAUGUCUUGGGAUAAACUUUGUUAGUAGAGGAUUUUUAUGCUAUGUUCUAAAAUCUCAGUGUCUGUUUAUUUCUGUGAUAUGUUGUUAGGGGAUCCAUUUCUUUUUAUCAUAUUCCUUCUGUGCCUUACACAUCUUUAAUCUAUUUUAAUAUCCAAUAACUUUAUUCUCCAACUUUUUUUUUCUUCAGAAUUUUCCAAAUUCUUGUAGUCACUCCAGAGGAUUACAUGAAUUUGUUGUUUCAAAAUGGCCUCUCAGUACUCAGUCAGGUACAAUCAUUCAUGUGUUUUUGGUAAUAGUUUUAUGAAUCUUAUUUAUGACUUUGGUUUCAUUAGAUAUUGUGCUGGCCUGAGGGGGGUCCUAUCAGGAUAUGUAAGAAUUGGAAUAUUUCCACAUAUUCUAUAUUUUCCACAAGAAAUUUUUCCAAAUGCUGUUAAAAAUUUAUUUUGCCUGAAAUCUCAUUGGCUAUCUUACUUGACAUUUUUGACAGAAUGGUUUAAACAGGGUCUAAAAUUAUGAGGAAAUGAGUAUGAAAUUGUCUAAUUUAUUUUGUGUUUGAGUUUUUUUUUAAUAACAGAUAACACUCUAUUCUAUUGAUCUCAUCAAGAGUAAUAAACAUUUUCAUUGAUGAGAUAAAAGAUAAUAUUUAAAGGUCCCUUCUCUGUGCCUCUAACAAUAACAAUGAUGGAUUGUUUGAAAAUGUUCCAGUCAUUUGCCAUUAUCUACACAAUGUUCCAUGAAGCCACAGCCUGCCACAUGACUGGAGAUCUCAUAGAUGUGCUUCAACUCAUCAAUGCUCUCUUAGUGGCAGCCAAGGAUGGGGAGAGGAAAGGUACAACUUCUAGCUGCUACAUCACCAGGAUAAUAUGGUGUCUUGUCAUUCUUGGAAUCUUUUUAUUUUUACAACUUUGAUGAUAAAAUAGAAAACUAGAGGUCUAUACUUUUAUGGAACAAAUGAUAUCUAUAAAAACGUUUGUAUUUUAUUUCUCCCAGCUGAAAUACGCACUAUGGUCAUUCAAUGGAAGGAGAGGAAUGAUGUUGCCAAGAAACUUUUAACCUUGCUAAAUUCAUUUGUGCCAAAUAACCUCAGGAGCAUUGCAUUAGGUAAAAAUUGCUAUAUAAACUAAUUGAUUAAAUCCACCACCAGCCCACAAAUAGUUCCUAAAGAGUUUUAUUACUAUCAUUAUAAUAACUUUAAAAGAAAAAUCAACUUAAUGACCACGUUUUCUUUAUUUGGUUCUAACAGAAGUACUGCACAAAAUGGUUCUUGUUAUACAAAAGGACAUUACUCAGUUCCUGACAACCACUUUACUCAGUGCACACAGCACUUUCCAGAAUUCAAACUCUGCCAGUAAGUUGUUUUUUAAAUUUAAAUAUAUUUGUUGUUAUGGAUAUGUAAUAGGUUGUAUUCAUGAAGAAUACCAACGGAUCACAUGAUUUUUUCAAAUUUACUUUUAACCUUUUAACUCAUGUCAUUCAUAAAAGAACAAUUAGGUCAAGACAUACAUCUAUAUUAAUGAACCAUGAUGCUUCACAGUUUAAGUCAUGUGUCUUUGUUAAGCUAAAACAGCUCAAGUCAUAUUUUUCUAUGUUGUGUUACAAUUUCCUAUAAAUUGCAUGUAUUACUUAUGGAUCAUUGUGUCUUCUCCAGUGAGUGUCGGUCCCUUCUUUCCAACACGCUCUUAUCAAGGCUUGGCCAACAAGGCCAACGUAAGACCAUCCCGUCCACAGUUUCAGAUGUACUUGCACGCUGGUCAAGUAGAAGUCAGCAAGGUGAAUGCACACCUUUAUUUCUGAUUUAUUCUAAUUAGCUGGAAUAACAAAAAAUAAAACUGUUCCCUGAGUUAAAUAAGGAGAAUUUAAACCAAUCUAUAAUUUAGCUAAUAUAGCUGUAGUAGAAUAUCACAUUGCUGUGAGAUACAUUUCUUAUAUAUAUAUAUAUAUAAUCCACUCUUAGUUGACUGCACCCCCAUGGCAGAAUUUUGCUGACUUGGGCUUAAAGUCACAUUUAGCUACUUUUUAUUUGUUACACUGAAUUUUAGUAAGGUAUUGUAACCAUACACAUAUUAAAUUGAACAAAUGGUUCAUGAUUAGUUAUCUUAUCUUAACUUUUAAUUUUAACUUAUUUCAGGGCACUGAUGACGAUUAUGACAAAGCUCUGUGUAACUAUUAUGAACCUUAUCAUCGUCUCAUUGACAGGAUGUGCAGAAUGGCCAUUAAUCAUAAGAUACUCAAUGCUGAUCUCAUUAAUUUGUGUAUGUCUCAGCUAUAUGUACUUCAAUGUACUUUUUAAAAUUGUUAGAUUACCUGCAAAUUUCGUUUCAUUAAAAUUGUUUAGACUUAGUUCGGUAUCCAGACUUUUAGCAUGAAUUUACAAAUAUAUUAGUUCUUAGUCCUAAAAGAAUCUUUUUGUUUUAUCCAACAGAUGCUAUGGUUGCAUAUGAGGGUGUUCCUCUUCAUCUGCCAUAUUUUGCCAAAAUGUGGAAUGAAAUCAUUGAAACCUCUCAGGUAUGUUUCUGCAUAACCAAAUAAUUUGAUAUAUUUUGAGUUACUUUUAAAGAGAUUUCCUAUCAAUAAUUUUAAAAUGUUCAAAGCACCAGCACUACAUCCAUUUAAGUUUUAAAAAGUAAGUAAAGAAAAUUUUUUCUUCUAAAAUCAAUGUUUUCUUCUAAAAUCAAUGUUUCAACCCAAAAUAAAUAACUUCUCUUGGCUUUGUGAAUUGAAAUACACCUUGUAUUAUUUGUUCUGUCUAUAGACUGCAGAUCCAGAUCAUACACUUGUAAAUACCCUGUGCAAGUGCAAUUCUUUUAUUGACUACAUUGAAACAGUUUUGAUGGAUGAACGAAGAUCUCUCAAUAAUGACCACAUAUAUAUGUUCUUUCGCAACUUUUUUCCCAAGGCAAGUGUAACCAAGUAGCCAGAUUUUUGCAAUCUCACUGUUCAAAAUUUCUUAACAAAAUUUUCUUCUUUUUUUCUUUUUUAGUGGGAUUGUCCUAUAGAGUUACCAUAUUUUAAAAAAUGACUUUAACAUCUUGUAUUCUUUAAUUAUUUUACUGUGAACUUAAAACUAAGACAUUAUCCAACACAAGCUGAAAUACAGUGCAUGGCUAACAGUUUGAUUACUUACUCAGGUCCAUGAGCACAUCAUAGCCGAUGGAGGACAAAACAUUAUUAUUAACUUGGUGGCAUCGAUCAUGGCAGAGGCUGAUUCACUCAAGAAAAACCAAUCUGAGAAAGAUGUCAUGCCAGUGCUCAACAGACUUUUAGGGGUUAGUUACUUUUAAGAAAACCUCUCUUAUUUUUUGUUCAAUCACAAGCGGAAGUAAGAUUUUUUUUUUUUCAUUUCCAGAAUUUGUUUGCUAUAAUUUUAAAUUAUAACAAGUUAUUCAUUAUAAUUAAAAAAAUAUUUUUUGCAAUCAUAUUUUCAAAUAGAUACUAGUUUAAAAAAAAUAAAGUUUUAAUUUUAAUGGCAUUAUUGACUUUGUGUUUAGCCCGUGUUUCUUCAUUUAAAAUUAUUAUUUUUACUUAUGUCCCUUUGAUCUAUUCUAUUUUAUAUAAUUUUAAAUGAUUUUGUUUUUUUAAAAAGGAACUGAGAGCACUACAGCUCAUUCUCACCGUCCAUCCAGAACAGCAUCCAAGCGAGUUCCUCCCCAAGGCUAUCAAAUCAAUCAUUCGCCUCUGUCGCUCACAUCAACAGCAGCGUGCAGAUAUCUUAGCCGCAGCUCAGGCACGAGCAGAUGCCGAAACUGCUCGAAGAGAGCGGGAAGAGAGAAAAAGGAGAGAUGAAGCUGAGAAAAAGAAGCAGCAAGAAGAAGAGGGAAUGGAGGUGAGGAGUUUUGAUGAAGACAACACAAACUUGGUAACAAGGAGGAGAAAAUCAUCUAGUCCUCAUGCCCAUCCAAUCACAGGUAAGAAAAUGGCAUUUGUCAAUUUGGAUUUUUGACAAGUAUUUGUAAAGAUUAACACAAAUAAUAUAAGAGAUUUUUUAUAUUUAAUACUUUAGAAUUAAAAUUAUCGUUUGUUAUAUCUAUCUCUUGUACUGGUCAACCCUGAAUCCCUGUGACAUGGUGUCCAUUGUCCUCUGGGAUGGGAAGGUUUGUAAAAAAAAGAUCCACCCACCCCAUUCACUAAAGGCAAAGGAACACUUUCAGCAGCAUUUCCCCAUAAGGUUUAAUAUUGAAAAUGAUAAGUAAAAUAGAGUUGAUAUAAUGCUAAACUUUUGUAUUUAAAGUUAUACAAUUCUGAGUGUGUUCAUUUAUGUAAAGAAGGUUUAUUUUCAUGAGAGAGAGGAUCUUAAUUAAUUACCUCAGAUCAAAACUUUAUUUUCAUAAGUUACUGGUAAUUCUGUAGUCUCUUGCUAUUGAAAUAUUAAUUUUAAAAUAUGACUAAAAAAACUGAUUCUGAUUUUUAAAAUUUUUAAUGAUGUAAGUCUAGGUAAUUUUUAUCAAAGUAAUUUAUUUUGUUCUAAUAUAUUUUGGAGGAAGGGUAAAUAUUAUUUUUUUCAUACAGAAACAUAAACUAUUUAUGUUCCGGUAAUGAUUUUUAAGAGGGGAAAAUUUAUAUUUUUUUUGUGGCAUUUCUAUCUAUUUCUAUCAGAAUGGUUGCAUUAUUAAUCACAUCUAUCUCAUUUAAACCCAUUUGAGUAAAUGUAAUAAUUUAUCUUUAGGUGAACAAAUCAAGAAAAGGAGACCAAAUGGAAGUGAAGGAACAGAUGAUGAUGAUAAAGUUUGCUCCUCAUCCAACAAUAUAGCUCCACAGUCACUAACUGACAAAGUAUGUUUACCAACAGCAAAAGAGGGAACCCAAAAGGCAACAGAUGACAAAACAUCUGAAGCUGAUCCUAAAGAAAAAGGCAGCAAUGAACUUUUCAAAGAUGAGUCUCAAAGUGAAUCAAAAUCUGAUAUUUCUCUACCAUUGUCAUCACCGCCAUCACCCAAAAAUCUAGUCAAAACCACUGCCAAUAAAAGCAGCAGUUUGAUAGCCACAGGACGACCUGUCUCACCACAGCCGUGUACAUCAUCCUCUCUAGAACCAGAAGAUGGAUCUUGUAACAAAGAUCCCUCAGGUGAGUCCAGCUCACGAAGAGAAGCGGCAGUUCCCACUUUGGAAGUUACGUCCAGCUCGGAGAACCACACUGAGGAUUUGAAUCAACCAUCAACAAGCUCUGAGAAGUUACCAGGUGAUUCUGGUAGACCAGCUCAGUGCAGUUCAAGAAUACAACCUACUUACAGACAAAGUUUAGGUGCCCUGUCAGUCCACAGAACUGCCUCAAGUGAAGGUUUGGCCCCUUGCAUCAGAUCACAAGGAGCUGACAUCUAUGAAAAGGUUGUGAAAAGUGCAGAUGCUGUGAUGGUUCUUCUAAAUCAUCUCCAUCAAUGUAACUGAAUGGUUGAGACCAUUAUUUUAGAAACAUUUGUACACUCGUAUAAAAAGAACUGUUGUCCAGAUUCUUUAGUUUAUUUUAUUAUUUAUAUUGUAUGUUAUAUGUCGUAAUGCCUUGAUUUUAAUCUUAUUCAAAUGCUAAAAGGAAUUGUUUGAAAUGUUUCAUUUUAUUUGGCUGAAAUUUAAUUUUUACUGCCUCAUAAUUUAAUAUGCAUACAAAUUAUUUUAAUAUUUAGGAAAGUCUUUUCACAAUUCAUACAAAGCAAGAAAAUGAGAUAAAGAGAAUAAAAAUUCCUUAGUCUAGGCUGCAUUGAAAUUUAACAAUUGAAGUUAAAUAUUAUUGGUGUUAUUAACUAUACCGGUACACAUAGACAGUUUGGUAAUGUCAAAAGCAUUCAUGCACUUUAACCACUAAAUUGUAAUAUUUAGAAUUGGUCAUGUAGCAUGUGUUUGAUAGUUGUAAUUGGUGCCUUAUGUUUCAGUUUGAAUGUCAAUUUCAUUGUCAAAAGGCAUGUUUUCACAACUUACAAUUUGGUGUCAUGAUUGAUGGAAGAAUUUGUUCCCACUUAUUUAUAAAUGUUGUGACUAGAAAUGUAAGUUGUACUUUUCACUCUUGUCCCUAACCUUAUCAGCAUUCAUUGUCAUAUCAUAUUUUGCCAUGCAUUAACAGACAAGGGGGGAAAAUGAAGUUAUCCAUUUGAAAUUGGUGUUAAAUUAAAGGAGAAUGUACAUAUAUUCUGUAUAAAUGUAUAUAACGUUAUUUUAAUAAUUUUACUUUAAAAAAAUAGCAAGCAGUCACUAAACCUCGGGACCAUGAUCUCGUAAGACAUCCUAAUUGUGAAGAGAUUCAAAUCUCAAAUGAUGAGGUUGCACCAUACUUGUAAUAACACAAUGAUUGAUUCACAUUUAAACAGCACUGUUAUAAUUGAGAUAUCCAGCAGCAGAUGUGUGGACAUAAAAUGGGAACUUUCAUUAAUUUACAUGCAUUUAAUUUUUGUUUCUAUUUGGAUUAUAAGAUCUGUUCCCUGAUCCUUGAUGCAAGUUUAGAUUGUGAACAUUUUGUUCAAAUUAAUGCUGUUUAAUAAACUGAUUGAAUUUCUUUAUCUGUUAUAUAUUUUUAUUUUGAAUUUCUUUAUUUGUUAUAUAUAUUUCUCUAAAGUCUGUUUUAGCCAUAUAUUUUUCAUCAAAGUUCAUGGCACAAUUUCAGCAGAACAAAUUAGGAUUGGCC